This is a messenger RNA of Podarcis lilfordi (Lilford's wall lizard), 55269 nucleotides long. The record is from the annotation of a GenBank genome assembly. NCBI's taxonomy places the organism in Eukaryota, Metazoa, Chordata, Lepidosauria, Squamata, Lacertidae.
AUGCAUCAGGCAGGCACCUGGGCCAGCAGAAGCCAACUUCAGCUGCUUGGUAAGCAUAACCACCGACUUCAGUGGAACCAGGAUGAAUGCUCUGGCCUCCUGUUUGCUUUGGAUUCUAGCUGAAAUAAUGCCAGUUUCUCCUUUCUUCUUCUCAUCCAGAUGUUCCCUCUCUCCUUUCCCACCUGCCGCAUUCAUUCCCUCCCUCUCUGAACUCUUCUUUCCCCCAUUCCCUGUUUUUCUACUUCCUUUCCCUCCUGUCUCCUUGUCCUCCUCCCCUUUCCUCUUUCCCUUCCAUUCUCCUUGCUGCACCUAUACCUUUCUCUUCUCUCAGUUUUCCCUAACUAGAGAGAAAGGUUUUGCCAACAUAAUGGAUGCUUAAAGGCUACUGAUUGCUUACAAAAGAGGUAAUGCAAUGACUUCCACUGGAAAAGCUUCUCUUGGCACAGUUGCAGUGGAAACUCAAAAGGCAAUGGGACCAAUGUUUUCGUAAGGAAGAAUGGAAGUGGUGAUUCAUUAUCAGCAGUGGUCAACUUGGGGCUUUCAAAUUUCAGCAGCAAUGCCGAAAUUCAGCGCUUCUUGCACUCCAUUCUGAGUCCUUGUUGUGGUGCCCUCUGUAGCACUCAGUGCAGCCAAACUGGUCAUGCACCUCUGCUCUCAGAUUAGAUUUGGCUGCGUUGUCAAGUGAUGCAAACAGUGCAUGUUCAGGAAGCUGCAAGCCUUAGAUCAAGGAUGAGGAAACUAUGCCCCUCCCGAUAUUGUUGGACUCCAGCUUCCAUCAGCCCUAGCCAGCAUGACCAAUAAUUGUGGAGGAUGGGCGUUGUAGUCCAUCAACAUCAAGAGGGACACAGGUUCCCAAACCAAGCCUUGGAGCAUUAUCAGAAACAUGAUUUUUCAAUCUAUGGCAGUGCUUCCCAAACCGUGGUCCCUGAGCUUCAUUCAGGUGGUCCAUGGCAUGUUCACAUUAAAUAUUCAUAGUGAUUCUCAAAUGUAUUUUUCACUCCUUUAUUUCUUUUAUUGACUUUAAUUGUAUUACAAUUUGAAUUCAUUGGAACUGGGAGGUAAUCAGAGUCCUUAGGGCAUGGAGUUCUACAUGCAAGCUGCCACCACAGAGGUCAGAUCCACACCAUACAUUUAAAACACAUGACUUAACCCAAAGAAGAAGGGACGCGAGUGGCGCUGUGGUCUAAACCACUGAGCCUAGGGCUUGCCGAUCAGAAGGUCAGCGGUUCGAAUCCCCGAGACGGGGUGAACUCCCAUUGUUCGGUCCCUGCUCCUGCCCACCUAGCAGUUCAAAAGCAUGUCAAAGUGCAAGUAGAUAAAUAGGUACCACUCUGGUGGGAAGGUAAACGGCGUUCCCUUGUUCUGCUCUGGUUCUCCAGAAGCGGCUUAGUCAUGCUGGCCACCUGAUCCAGAAGCUGUCUGUGGACAAACGCCGGCUCCCUCGGCCUAUAGAGUGAGAUGAGCGCCGCAACCCCAGAGUCGUCCACGACUGGACCUAACGGUCCAGGGUACCUUUACCUUUGCCUUUUACCCCAAAGAAACCUAGGAACUAUAGUUUGUUAAGGGUGCUGGGAAUUGUGGGGGGUAAACUACAAUUAAAUGAUUCCUUGAAGGGGUGGGAAAUGUGUUUUAAAUGUGUGGUGUCUACACAGUUGUUGAAGGGUGAUGUAAGACCUAAUGUGUAUUGCUAUUAACCUUAUUACUGUUUGGGGGAAAACCCAUGUGAAAUUCUAAUGGACUCCAGUGGAACUCUAGUGCAGAGUUAAAAUAUCACAUGUCUUUUGUUACAAGGGAGAAAGCAGACAAUCUCCAGUCUCCUAGUUUAUCCAUCCCAUUCUCUCCAACAUUUGUUCCAAUGCACUUGCCUGCAGGGCUGACAAAAUGUCUCCGCCAUGCCAAUAUAUAUAUAUGAUUUCUUACGGGCUUAGCAGCUGGAACAUGAGCUGUUACACUCUUAUCUUCUGAUCUACUUUAGCCUGUCUUAGGACUGGGCUUGGGACUCUCAGUUUGCUUGGUUCAUUUUCAUGAGAGGACAUUUGCACAAGGUCACAUAUGCUGAACUCUGGUAAAAGUGUUGAGGUUUGAUUGAUGCUUCCUUGCACAAUGCAACCCAAAGUAUUUUUACCAAGAAAAUUUCAUGGAGUACAGUGUAAAAUAUUCCUAUCCAUGUAUGCUUGGAACUGUGGUCAACAUCUCUUUUGCACGUAGUACAAACCAAAAUCUCAUCCAAACUUAAGAACCCAACAAAAUUAGUGCAGCUAAAACAUAAUUUCACUGAGGUCUUUGCUCCUCUUAUUGUAUGUUCUAAAUCAAAAUUCAACCCAGAUCUGUGUAUACUUCCCUGGAAGUAAAUCUCAUAGAAUACAAUGGUGCUUCCUUCCCAGUAAAUGUGCAUACGGCUACAGCCUUAACCUUCAGGAGAAAAUACGCAACGUGCUUUCCAGAGAGGUUGCUAUCAGUCCAAAUCUCCCUAACGCGCUCCAAGAUCAAACUACUUUUGCAAGUUUAAAGCAGACAUUGGUUGUGCUGCUGGCUGGCUGGCUGGCCUCGCAUGAUAAUAUCAGGAAAGCCUGUCAACUCUCUGGAGCAGUUUUGCACUAACAUUCCCCUUUUUAAAAAUUAAGAAGAGAUAAAUGAAUGGAUAGAUGCAGAAACACUCUUGUGUUGUUUUUAGAGGGGCAGUCUUCAACUCACUUUUACUCAGACUAUACCCAUUGGAAUGAAUGGACCUAGCUUAGUCAUGUUCAUUAGUUUUGAUGGCUUUACUCUGAGUAAAAUGAGUAGACAAUCACCCAUGAUAUCUAUAAAAAUAGGGAUGGAUGGGGAAGCUGUGACCCUCCAGAUACUGUGGGACUUCAACUUCCACCAACCCUAAUCCUUGACCAUGCUGGCUGGGGACUGAUGAGACUUGGAGUCCAACAAUAUCUGGAGGACCACCGGCUCUCCAUCCCUCUCUUAUAGGCAGGCCUGAUGUGCAACUGAGCCAGCAAUCAAUUUCCUGGCAUGUACUUGGUUCAUGUGCAAAGUUGGGGAUGAUCUUGCAAGCUGAGCUCUGAGCUCUCUUUAUACAAUGCAGAACUUCAGUCUUCCUCUGGUAGGCUGCUCUCUCUAUGCCUGGAGCAACGGCCCCUUCAUUUUUCCUCAAUCCAGUUUCUCUCCUCUCUUUGGGUCUUUGUUUACAACUCUUUUAGAAGUAUUUCUUGAAUAAUUUUAACUCCUUAUCUCCUUUCUGGCCCAUCUACACAUUGUCAGGAUUUUUGCUCCCCACUCUUACCUGCCACAGCUUUGUCUAAUGUGGGUUAAACAAAUUCUCAGAGAAGGAGCUCAUUGCUAUGUUCUGCACAUAGCCUAUGGCACCUCCUUCGUUUGUCUGCUUUGCUAGAAAGUUGACGUCCACCAACUGGAGCCAGGUGCCAAACAGUGACUCAGGUGGGUGGACAUAAGCUAGGAAUUAAGGAAGAGGGUGCUUCUGAGCACAUGCUCAGACCAUUUAUAAUAAUAAUAAUAAUAAAUAAUUUUUUAUUUAUACCCCGCCCUUCCUGGUUCAGGAAACUGAGCUCAGGGCGGCUAACAACAAAUCUAAAACACUUAAUUAGAGUGGUACCUUGGGUUACAUACGCUUCAGGUUACAUAUGCUUCAGGUUACAGACUCCGCUAACCCAGAAAUAAUGCUUCAGGUUAAGAACUUUGCUUCAGGAUGAGAACAGAAACCGUGCUCCGGCGGCGCUGCUGCAGCAGGAGGCCCCAUUAGCUAAAGUGGUGCUUCAGGUUAAGAACAGUUUCAGGUUAUGAAUGGACCUCCGGAACGAAUUAAGUACUUAACCCGAGGUACCACUGUAAUGCUACAAAAAAGCAGCAUAAAAUACGUAAAUUAUCAGUAUGCACAAAAGCCCUUUCACACAUAAAUCAACAUCUGUCUUUCCCAGCCCCCAAACCACUUUUAUUUGAUAAAGCAAAUUCUGCACACACUGUACAUUUAAAGCACAUGGCUUCUCUCCCCCUUGCAAAAUUCUGGGAACUGUAGCUUACCCAGCACCCUUAACCAACCACAGUUCCCAGGAGUCUUUAAAGGAUGUCGUGUGGUUUGAAUGUAUGGUGUGUAUGCAGCCUUAAUUUGGGGAAGGGGAAACUUUUUGGUCGUUGCAAUUAUUACAGUGCCUGAAUUAUAAACGUUUGCCGAUUUCCUGCAAAUCACUCAUGAUCUCGCUUCUGCCCACCCUUGCUGCACAUCAUCUAGCACACUGGUGCUGCUGAAAUAUAGGUGCUCAAGAGUAACAGAACAGGACCAGCAGCUGUUCGGCUUACCAAUCUGAAGAGCCUUCAUAAAAAAGUAUCACCUUCUUGGCAUGUUGUCAAAGUUGAAGGUUUCAAAGCCAGACAGCAAUAAAACCAAGCAGGUUUUGCAGUUAUUGCGGUAUAAUGAGCUGUUGUCUUGUGUGCACAUGUGCUCUAAGCAUCACAUGCAAACGUUGGUUACUACCGUGUUGUACUCUCACAUGUACAUGGGUGUGUGAGUGGGUGUGCUGUGAAUGUGGAUGCAUAAUCACUUGGCCAACACAGUGAGAUCUUUUCCUAACUGGUGGCAACAUUCAGUGUGAUGGACUGAGGGAAAAUGGGAGCCGCCCAUGUAGGUCAACAAGACAAGAUUCGUUUAAGAUAUAACUUGUUAUUGUCACUGAAAUGUCUGAGACUGAGUGGAUAAUUAUUUUUCCUUUUAACUCAACAUCUGGCUUCAUGAAUUUGCCUGUCCCAUUCAGUAGAAUGAUUACACCCUCAAAAGCAUACCUGAGCAUGUUUAGGCAUUGAAGAGCUGCCAACUGUGCUAAAUUAGAAAACAUCCAGAGGCAGAGACAAGUUUGAUCCUGACUAUUAACACCACCAACACACAAACUUUUGCAAAACAAACAACAUGGCUCUAUGAAGUUAAUUCCCACUGAGAUUAACUUGGUACAGUACAGAGAUAAUUCCUUGAUACAGUAUGGGGAUUUCUGUUCCCAGUGCAAUAUAACAUGGAGCCGUUGAUAAAUGCACGCCCACCACGUUGUAUGAUAUUUAGGAUGUAGGUCUUGUGUUAUUCUAAAAGGGUAGUAGUAUAUGUUGUGUAGGUAUAUUGCAAUAAUGGAACGUUUGAUGUAAUAUCCGUAAUACAGUGGUACCUCUGGUUGCAAACCGGAUCCGUUCCGGAGCACUGUUUGCAACAUGAACAGAACGCAACCCGUGUCUGCGUGUGCACGGGUUGCGAUUCGCUGCUUCUGUGCAUGCACGUGACAUCAUUUUGAGCAUCUGCGCAUGCGCAAGCAGCAAAACCCAGAAUUAACCCUUUCAGGUACUUGCGGGACGCAACCUGAAAACGCUCAACCUGAAGCAAACGCUACACAAGGUAUGACUGUAUAUCUCUUUAAAAGAUAGGAUCAGCAUGUCAGUCUCUGCUGGGUGUUAUUAUAAGUAGUUAAAUAUGAAGCUGGCAAUGUUGUUGGAAGGAAAGCAAAGUAGCCUUGUUUAGGGCGAUAGGUCUUUUGGAGCUGUAAUGGAUGGAAUGUAUUUUAAAUGUUAAAUUUCUUUUUUAACUGUUGCUACUUGAAUACUUGGCUAGGUUAGGAAUUUCAUGGUCAAUAUUUAGAAACUGGUUAUGACUAUAACACAUCUUUUUUAUUCUAUUAUUUAUUCAUUUAUUCAAUUUAUACACCGCCCUAUACCCGGAGGUUUCAGGGAGGUUCACUGACAAGACCACAACGUAUAAAAUCAAACCAAAACCAAUAACCCAAUAACCCCACCCCUCCAAAAGAACCACAUUCUAAAAGGGUGUUGGAUGUCAAUAAGAUCAACCAAAGGCCUAGUUAAAAAGGAACGUUUUUGCCUGGCGCCUAAAGCUGUAUAAUGAAGGUGCCAGGUGAACUUCCCCGGGGAGAGCAUUCCACAGACGGGGAGCCACUGCAGAGAAGGCCCAUUCUCAUGUUGCCACCCUCUGGACCUCUCAAGGAGGUGGCACAUGAAGGAAGGCCUUGGAAGAUGAUCUCAGGGUCUGGGUAGGUUCAUAUGGGAGGAGGCGGUCCUUGAGGUAUUGUGGUCCUGAGCCAUUUAAGCCUUUAUAGGUCAAAACUGGCACUUUGAAUUGGGCCCGGAAUCUAAUUGGUAACCAGUGCAGUUGGACCAGGAUCGCUGUAAUAUGCUCAAACCAUCUUGCUCCGGUGAGCAACCUGGCUGCUGAAUUCUGCACUAUUCAUUUAUUUACAAUAUUUAUUUACAACAGAGCAGCAUAGAGUCAACAAAAGAAGUGGGUCCCACAAACCAAGAUUAUAUUUGCAGUUUUGGCAAAUACCUUUUAAAAAAAACAUGCAUAACUCCUGUUACACAUGAGCAAAGCUUCUUUGGCGCUGUAAGAAGAGCGUGCUGGAUCAGGCCCAUCUACUCCAGCCUCCUAUUCUCACAGUGGCCAACCAGUUGCCUUGGGAAGCCUGAAAGCAGGACCUGCUUGUGGUCCCCAGCUAUUGGCAUUUAGUCAGAAGCAUACUGCCUCCAGCACUGGAGAUAGAAUUUACCCAUCGUAGCUAACAGCCUUUGCAGAAGAAAGGGGCAGAUCCACUGAUUUCCCAGCGUUGUGCAUGCAGCCUGAUGUGGAACCUUGUGCACACAGAAAAUAACGUGUCUCAGCAGAGAUGGUGAGGAUGGACCAAUGACUCUGGCUCUGAGUGCCCAAGCAAUAAUUAAUUACUUCCUCAUAAAUGACUAUCCACUUCUGGCCUGCCAUUUCUGCACCUGGAGAUGCUUAUAUAUAGCAAGCAGUCUGUGGCGCAUGUGCAUCUCUUGAGAGGGUACAACCACAGGGAAUCCCCAUGCUGCACAAAAUUAUGAUAGUGAAUGUAUAAAUAAUCAUUUGUUCAAGCCAAGAUUCCCAGCGUGCUUUGAAUUUGAAUUGCCCUUCAGCAGGAAGGUUUUAAGAAACCGAUGCAUAAAAUGACCAAGUGUGCUUCCAUGGGCAAGACUGCCAAUCAGCUGGUCCGUGCAGUGGUGACGUCAAGCCCCAUUGAGUUCCUCUUAAGGCAGGGUUCAAAACCAACAUUUUUUAUUUGACAGUUCAGGCUAGGCUGCAAAGGAAAAAAUACUCAUCUGGUGGCAUGGUGGUGUCAGGUGAUGUAGGUGGCCACACUCACUUGUCUAAGUGGUCCAUGGGGGAGCUCACUCUGGGUUAGAGCCCUCCUCAUCAGUUGCAAAUGGCUUUUGCAAAGUUGGGAGCAGGAGGUUGUGUUAAGUCUCUAAUCUCCUAAUGCCCCACCCACCCUUCUGCUCUGUAAACCCAUGAGUAUGCUGUCAGAAAGUUGGGAGAUGGCGGUGGCUCAUUGCUCUAAUCCAGCCUUCACUCCCAUACUAAAGCUUCAGCCUGAAUCCCAUUUACAUGGAAGUAAGCCUUUCCGAAUUCAUUCUGAUUUGGUUAGCUUUGCAAUGCAAGGAGACUUGCCAUUUGAAAACUGUGUUGUUUUUCAAAAGUCGGUGCUGGAGAUUAAAGAUUAAUAUGCAAAAGUUUAAAAGGCACAAGGAGAUAGGAUAAUAAUAUAUUAAGGAUGGAAUAACAAAUAAAGUGAAUAAUGCAACAAUAACAAAUAUAAUAGCAGGUAAAGAAGGUCGCACAUGGGUGGAGGGAAGUGCUGGGCUGCGGGGGAGAGAGGUGAAGGGAUUAAUUGAAAUUGUUAAAGAUUGGUAUAGGAUUUAAGAGACUUAAAUUUUUAAUAAAGAUUCUAUAAGGAAAGCAGAAAGCAGCAAGAAAUAUCAAGUAAAGGUAUCAGAGAGGAGAUCAGUGUAAAUGAAAACAUGAGACUUAUGGUUUUGUUACAUAUGAUUUUAUUUUGGAGUUGUCUGUUUAUUUCGGAGUUGUUUGUUGUAAAGAAUGUAUACUAUGUGAAUAAAAUAACAAAGGAUUUGGAAGAAAAGAAAAGAAAAAAGAAAACUCUGUUUUUUUUUCAAUAGCUGCAAAUCAAUUUAUGGAGGCGUAAGCUCUGUUGAGGACAUGGGUGGCGCUGUGGGUUAAACCACAGAGCCUAGGACUUGCCGAUCAGAAGGUUGGCGGUUCGAAUCCCCGCAACGGGGUGAGCUCCCGUUGCUCGGUCCCUGCUCCUGCCAACCUAGCAGUUCGAAAGCACAUCAGAGUGCAAGUAGAUAAAUAGGUACUGCUCUGGCGGGAAGGUAAACGGUGUUUCCGUGCGCUGCUCUGGUUCACCAGAAGCGACUUAGUCAUGCUGGCCACAUGACCCGGAAGCCGUACGCCGGCUCCCUCGGCCAAUAAAGCGAGAUGAGCGCUGCAACCCCAGAGUCGGUCACGACUGGACCUAAUGGUCAGGGGUCCCUUUACCUUAUACAUGAUUAGGAUUACACUGUAAGACAGAACGUUGGAAGAUAUGGACUCCUCGUCCAACAAUCAGGUGCUUCUGUCCCAUCCCAUUCUUACGUUGUCAUCUUGAAUGUUCUAGCUUGACGUAUGGGAAGGACAAGUCGUAGGUCAGAAAUGAUUCUUUCCUUUCGAAGGGGAAGUCCGGAGGUGACUAAAAUGACAAACAGUAUCAUUUCUUCAGUUGUUGUUGGAACCUUAUUAGAGUUGCAUUUUCAUUUCUCCAUUGUGUGUGUCCUGCCGUCGCCUACACACUUUCCGGGCUGGUAACGUAUUGUAGGCUAUGGCACAGGAUCAUUGGCUAGGAUAGUGGCCUAAUAUCCUCAAAGCAUUGUGCAGGGGUACCAAGACACCAUUGCUUAUACCCAUGUUGGUUAAAUAUUUCAAUAUUUUAUGGGACAUCUGCAUCUACCCUCUUAAACAACAGCAGUAACUUCGGCAGUUAAGUACUAUGGUUCUGUACCGUCCACACUGUUGACUGAAAACAAUUCCUUUCCCACUUUAGUGCAAUGGUGGGGAACCUUCAGCCUGUGGGCCUAUUUAGGUCCAUCAGAUCUCCCUCUUUGACCCAUGAGGCCACUUCAGCCAAGCCACGUCAAACUGCCAUCCACCUGAUGUCAUAUAGGAUGGCAAAUGUAAGGCAGGUAAUGUGCUGAAAGAGGGUUUGCAAACACUGUGUAUCAUCUCAUUGUUGGUACUCACAAUCUGCCUGGGGAAAUGGAUUACCUGACACCAUUUUGAUAUCAGGUGAUUGACAGGUGAGCAGCUCUGCACACCUGCCAAGCUUGGCCCAUGGGGGUGGGAGAGAUUAGGAUCCAGCCUGCUACGUGGAUUCAGUUCCCCAUUCCUGCUUUAGUGCAUCUGCACUACUGAGAUCAAGUAUUUUACUGCUGAAAUUGUUGUUGGCAUUUGGUUAGCAUCACCAAAGUGACCUCCUCAGGGUGCAAGCCUAGGCACUUCCGGACAAACCUGCUGCUAUAUCGUAAGGCACUUGUAAUGUGUCCCCAUCUCUGGGGAGAAUUGAUCGAUAGAUAGAGAAGGACACCCUCUUCAAGCAAUAAAUGCAGGAGGUGUAGUUCCACUCUGUAGUAGCAGCUUCUAGGGUUAUGCGCCAGAUUUGGCAAAAGCCCGAGCCGCUUUGGGCUGAUCGCUGAAGAAUUGAUGCUUUUGAAUUAUGGUGCUGGAGGAGACUCUUGAGAGUCCCAUGGACUGCAAGAAGAUCAAACCUCUCCAUUCUGAAGGAAAUCAGCCCUGAGUGCUCACUGGAAGGACAGAUCCUGAAGCUGAGGCUCCAAUACUUUGGCCACCUCAUGAGAAGAGAAGACUCCCUGGAAAAGACCCUGAUGUUGGGAAAGAUGGAGAGCACAAGGAGAAGGGGACGACAGAGGACGAGAUGGUUGGACAGUGUUCUUGAAGCUACCAGCAUGAGUUUGACCAAACUGUGGGAGGCAGUGGAAGACAGGAGUGCCUGGUGUGCUCUGGUCCUUGGGGUCACGAAGAGUCAGACACGACUAAACGACUAAACAACAACAAUAAAGGCUUUACCUAAGAUGGGUGGAAUAAGGCCAUGGGUUAGGCCGUCCGGAGCUAUCUGGAGUUGUUGACGUGGUGGGGUGGAGGGCUUGGGCAAAAAAGAGAGGCAGGCAUCAGGCAGGAUGGGUGGGAGCCAUACAGCCCUAGUCGGUUCUUUCUUCUGGUGAUGUAUUGGAGAAGUGGUGACUAAGCCAGGGAUGCUUGUUGGUGACUAAGACCAAAUCAUAUGCCUUAAAACUUAGAGGAUAUUAAUUUAAAAGUAGAUCUCAUACUUAACAAUCAAAAUUUGCAAAGAUUUCAGAAUUAAAGUCUGACCUUUUUAUUAAAAAACCACACACAUAGUUGAACAUUUUCAGAUUUUGCUUUACUUCAAUUUAGCUUUCAGGCUACUUUAAGAAAAACUACACCAAACAUCCUAUCCUCUUUUAAAUGUGUGGGAGGGGAGGGUGUUAUUGGUUUUGUUUUUCUCUUGUUUUUUAUUAUGUAUUUUAUGCUUUUAUCUUGCAUUUUUAUGCUAUGAGAUCUACGGAUGAAAGCCAGUAUACAAAUUUAAUAAAAAGUAAUAAUAAUUGUUAGUAUUUAUUUUUAUAAGUCUUGUUAAGGCAUUUGAAAAAAUAGGAUAUAAAUACUUUAAAAACGUAACUAUGGCAUUUUUGCUGAAGUGAAGCAGACCCAGCUGGCAAUAUCAAGUAUAGAACCUAGAGCUUCUUGAAAGACAAGAGAUGGAAUAAAUGUGUCGAUCUACCAGAUUUAAUGCUGUUACCUCUUCUCUUACACACAGAUGAGGUGUCUAUAUCCAGCAGUGCUCGUAACUGGAAUGCUAAGAAUAAAAUUAUAGCGGAAGAAUAUAAAUUAGAAGUAUUGUGACAAGGAAAUCCAAAAUUUGAGAAGGUUAUUGAGAAUUAUUUCAGUUAGUAUAUUUCUGUUAGCACCCCUGUAUUAAAUACCAGUCUAUAUUGAAAAUAGACUGUUUUGGACCCCAUCUACAAAUUGCUACCUCUUGUUUCUCAGAGAAUUGUGCUGGUAUUUGUCUUUUGUAAGCAAGCAUUAUGAGGUGCUCAUAUGCACAAUGAACUGUUUUUUAAAAUAUAUUUUACAAAGAGGAGGGAAUGGUAAUUUUCUUAUCUCAAUCUAGAGCUUGGUGUCCAGAUCAAGUCUGCAACUAGUUUUUGUUUGUGUCUUGAAAGUUCAGGGCUAGUUGACACUGUAUUUCAGUGCAUUUUUGUAAUAAACAAAUGAAAGGUGCAGUACUAGUGGAAAGUUCUGCUGCACAAGUCCCAUUGAAGUGAAUGAGUACUCAAGAGCAGUACGUACUGUGCUCCCAUUUAUGUGCGUGCGAACUUCACAGUGGAUUGAGCCUAUGAAGCUUGCAUAACGCCACUGAAGGUUAAAAAUAAGAAGUCUUUAUGCUGUACAUGAAGUCCUUCUGGAAGCAUGAGAUAGCUUUUGUUGAAAUUCUACCCUUUCAUUAGAAAACUGGAUUCCAACGUUUCAUUUGCAUUUGAGGAAGUAACAAAACAGUGUAGCUGAUGCCGACCUGGAGAGCUACAUUAAGUUCAGCGGAGAUGAUCAAAGGCUUCAGACUGUCAUGUCUGCAGCAAAUUCCAUGAUGAAACCAUGCAAAGCGAGUUUGAUUAUGGGUUGAACAGCAUAUUUUGCAUAUUUUGUGAAAGCGUCUUGAUUCAAAGAGCUCAGAAUUAGCAUGGGGAUUGCAUCAGCUCCGCAGUCUGAAGCACUCCAUCAUUACAAUGCCAUGCUUGCUUAGUCUAGACUUCAGAUUGAAUUUAGCACAUAAUAUAUACAAAAGUAUUGGGCUUACUGCGCAUAGAGGGCUCAAACUGGUUUUUCCAUUUCCCAUAUUCAUAACUCAAGCUUGCAACUUGUGCUGCUUAGAUUGUGUGUUUGAUUUUAAACUAUUUAUGUCCUGCUUCUUUUCCUGCGUUAGCAUGAUGCAUUUGAGAUCUAUUGCACCAUUAUUCUGUUUGUGGUGGUUAUUUUAACCAUCAUAGUUAUAUCAACCACAUAAUGCUAUACUAUACUAUACUAUACUAUACUAUACUAUACUAUACUAUACUAUACUAUACUAUACUAUACAAUGAUACAAUAUUGAAGAACAGUGUAUACCAGAAUCUCUCUCUCUCUCUCUCUCUCUCUCUCUCUCACACACACACACACACACACACACACACAUAAAUACAAUCUACAAAAGGUUAAAAAAGAACAAAACAAUAUAUAUAUAUAUUAAAAUACAAAUGGUUAAGAGGGCUAAUACAUUUAAAAGCAUCCAGUUUUUUGUGCUAAAUCAUUGCAAUUUACCAUAUUAGCCUCAACAACGUUUCUCCUCAGCUUUUGGGUUGCCACUGCAAAUCUCGUAACUCUGUCAGGAAUUUGUCAGAAUCAAACAACCAAUAUGUAAUUUUUGCUUGAACAUCGCCAUCAGGUAGCUUACUUAACAAUUUCAGAAUAACCUUUGACCUAGAUUUAUUUAUCUAGGGAUUCAGAGUAGACAGUUAAGAGAAGAUAGGAAAUAUGAUUAGAUCAGGAGCUAUGGCCAAUUGAAAAUCUCUCAGUCUGUUGUUGAGGCAACAAUAAACACCUGUUUACCCUGGCAGGAUUCUAUUCCUCAUUGUAUUCUGCUGCCCAUUUUGCACAGAAUGCUAAGCCAAGCCAUGACUAAGAAUAAACGAGCAAGAAUUUGGUUGCUCAGAGCAAAAGGCAUGGGGGUUUCACUUGUCUCCUUGCUCCCAUAAGUAAGCCAUGAUUUGGCUUAGCGUUGUGUCUGAACCCAGGCUCGUGGUUUGUCUCCUCCCAAAAAACCAAAAGCAGUCAGUCAAGAGCAAACCUUGCGUACUGCUCAUUGUUAGCAGUUUGGAGAUCAAGUUUGGACUUAAUCCUAAGGCAAACCAUGGUUUAGUUGCAGGUCACAUGACAACAGCAAGACCAGGGAAGGAAUGUCCAUGACUUGAAACUGGAAGAAUUAAAAACUGGCAUAAUGAAAUCAUGCAUCAAAGUCUUGAAACUUUGCAGCCACUUCAUAACCUAAGGCAGGGCCUCCUUUUUUAAAAAAAAUCUUGCCUCUGGCUCCUAGAAUAACUUCAUAGCAACUUUAACACUGCCUCCUUGACUCCACCCCAACAUGCAAUCGCAGUUUGAAAGAUCAUUGUGUGCCGUACCAAAAUUGAAAAAUGCACUUGUUGCUGUAUAUAUCUUUCUGUCAAAUGAGCCCUUAUUUCUGUCCAGGGCAGUACAACACCUGCAGCCUGCAUACUGGAAACAGAGACUCAGUGCCGGGAAUGCGGCGUAGUUUCGUAGAUCACAGAACCAAUUUUCCGGUAGCCUUUUCUGUGACAUCUUUCAAUACCAUUGAUCAUUCUGUUCUUGGGUGUUGACUGGCAACAUGCUUUCUUAGUUUCUUGUCUUCCUUACUGUCUACUUUCUUUAUCUGUCAGUGGUAAUCCUUCUCCCCACGGUCUGCCAUUUUCCAUCUGAAGCUCCUCAAGGAUCUCCUCAAGUCAUCUUCUCUCUUUAUCUCAUUCCUUUUACUGCUAUUAUUUGUUUUGUCUGCAGUCAUUUCCAUACUAUCCACUUGCAGCUGCACACUUCUCCUGAUUCGUGUUCAUCAUCUCUUUUUUAAGAUUUCUGCUUUUGUUUUGUUUUGUUAUUUCUAACCAGAUGCCUUCCAAUGAACUUAAGCCAGGGUUUGGGGAACUGGUAGCCCUCCAGAGGCAUUGCUGAACUGCAACGCCCAUCAGUCCUGACCAUUGAUUGUGCUUGUGGGGGCUGCUGGGAGUUGAAGUCCAACACCUGGAGGACUACAGGUUUCCCAUCCCUGCCUUAGAUACUGUCUUCCCAGUAGUUUUGUUUUGGGUCUAGGAAUGGAAGGAUCUGUCAGUUUUGGUUCUCUCAAUUUCUCAUUUUUCCAGUUUCCAAUUUGGUUCUCCACAUUUCUCAGCGACUUGUGUGUAUGUGUGUAUGAAAAAUCCUCAUGAACAUUAGCACCUUAGUGCGACUUUUACCUAAUAAACACAUUUAUCUAUGCGGUUUUGACUAAUGUACACAUUUACGUUCCUUUUUAUGCAUACUUUCCUCUAAUAUAUGUAUUUUUGGAAACAUAGUUUGGUUGGAGAACAGCAUUGCAAAAUUCACGUAAGUGCAAAUUUUGAAGGAUUGCUGUGUUUCACUUCUCAUGUCUGCAGCAAAUUCCAUGAUGAAACCAUGCAAAGUGAGUUUGAUUAUAGGUUGAACAGCAUAUUUUGCAUAUUUGGUGAAAGCAUCUUGAUUCAAAGAGGUCAGAAUUAGCAUCAGCUUCGCAGUCUGAAGCACUCAGAAAGUGUAGAUUGGAUAAAUCCAGUUUUAUAUGCUAACUGAAUCAAAUUUCUCUCCCAACCCUACUUGGGACUCCCCCUCCACCCCAAGAAAAUCCUCUUUUUAAAAUAAAAUAAAAAAUCUAAUUUUCAUUGUAAGUCUUUUGUUUCAUUUCAGUGGUGGCUUGUUAUCAUUUUAUAGAUAAUUAAAUCAUAAUUAAAAAUACAGAUAGGAAAAGGAAGCUGAAGAGCUAAAACAGAGCUGUUUCUGUGUUUUCCUUCCUCUGUGUUUGUGCUGUCUUCCUCCCUCUGGAUUAUGUGUUCUUAUUAUUCCUAAUCCCCAGCCGUUCUUCUUUUAAUCAGUCCACUCUCUCCUACAAAGAUCCAACACUAGCGCUGCUUCAGCCACACACAAAUCAUACACCCACACUUGCACUCCUUCAGUGUACAACUCUUUCCUUCCCUCUGGCUUUCUGCCAGCUAAAGGGGCAUUUCCAAAGAGACAGAGUCUGCUUUGCCCAAUAGCUCUGGCGCACAAUGGAAAUGGCGUUUGCAACACCGACCAUGAGGUCAAUGGGCAUCAUUGUGUUUUCUGGCAUAAUUUGCCUCAGGGUGGGUGGGCCAUCGGGGGAAAUGGAGGCGACUAUAAACAGCAGGUGCCUAAAAGCAUGGAGAAGAUGUCGGAGGCAGGCAGGGUUUGUGUGGAAAGCUGCCCAAACAGAUGCAAAGGAAGAAUAUCGCCAUGAAUAAAUGAGAACAGAAGGAGUUGCGUUUCACAGCGAGGCAGAACCAAACUUUUGAGUUUCACAAAAGGGGGUGAGGAUAUGGGCAAGAUGUGUUUGUGUGCAGAAUGCAUUCAUUUAAAAAAUGAAUUUCCACCCACCACUCAGAAAGGUUGAGGAGGUCAGAGCAAAGGCACUUCCCAGCUUGAGAGUCAGGGGGGCAGCAAAGCUUGAAGGUGCCCAACUAGGAAAGCAUUAAUGCUGUGGAAAAGGAAGGCAUUGCCUCUUGGACCUCCAGCCCAGGACUACAAGCUACCAGACUUGCGAUACCUUAGCAUCCACUGCCUGAGGUAGAUGGCUCACUCAGCCUAAUGAUAGGGCUGGUCCGGCAAUUGAACUGACUCUUAAAGCAUUCCAUUAUAUUAGAUUACUAUUUUGUUGUGUGUUGUUGCUUUGGUUUUGGUCCUUAUGCCUUGCCCAGCUAUCUCAAGAAGGUCUGACAAGAAUGCAGAGUAUUUAAAACGGUCCAGGUUGUUUGAAUGAGCUUUUAUUGGGGUUGUAGUCACCUAAAUCAUACUCAGAGUGACAUUAAUGGACCAAAAUCAAUGUUUUCUCUGCCAACUUUUAAUCAGCUGCUGAAAACUUUUUUAUUAUUACUCUGCCAGGCCUGCGCAGGCAAUUAAGAGUGCAUAUUCCACAGUGGUUUGUUGAUUCUUAAAACGAUGGUGACAACAACAAACUUGCUUGCUUUUAAAUUGUUUUUAUUUUUUAGAAUGCUUUUAUUGUAUAGUUUUUAUCCUUUUAAAGUUGUAAAUUGCUUUGAUAUGCUUUAAUGGUAUAGGAAUAUUAGUCAUGUCUAUUAAUUUCAGUCUACUCUGAGCAGGACUGACAUUAGAAGAAAAACGCUUUAGGUUCAAAUAAGUAGAACAACUGUAAGCCCGUUUGAGUCGGUCAAAACCAAAUGCAGAGCACUUUAUCUGUGGUUAGUUCCUUGUUUAUACUUCACUUUUCCAUGUUCCUUAUGUGUCAUUUUUAUCCUUUGGAUUAGGAUGUGGCUUUAAACCACAGGUAAGUGUAGUGCGGGUAAAUAAAUAUACCGUACCUCAAACUGAGUACAAAGCAGUCACGACUUUAUUUUCAUUUUCUGGGAAACAUUAACUAUUUAUUUAUUACAUCUAUACCUCCUUUCAGUCUCAGGAGUUCAAUGUGGUGUACAUGCUCCCCCCCCCUUUAACUCAAACCAACCCUGUGAGGUAGGUUAGACAGAGAGGUAGUGACUGGCAUAAGGUCACCCAAUGAGUUUCAUGACUGAGUGGAGGGUUGAAUCCUGGUAUUCCUGGUCCUCGUCCAACCAGUACACCACCUUCAAGCCUAUCCUUCUUCUUCUUCUUUAUUAAAUUUGUAUACCACCCUUCACCCAAAGAUCACAGGGCGGUUCACAACACUAAUCAGGUCAUAUUGCAUUGAUCUUGUACCAGUGACUCAGUGCCAUUGCAGGUUACAUUGGAACAGGCAGCGAACCUUUACGGAAUACCAUCUCUUGAAUUGUUUUACACUUUUCCCACCUUUUACUCUUUUAAGCUUUUUAAACAAGAUGGUUUAUGUUGAUUUAAGAGUGUGUGUGUGAUUCUCAUUGUAAAAUGGCAGGAUAUAAAUGCACCUAACUUAAUAAUAGAACCGUAGAAUUGCUGGAAGGGACCAUCUGGUUCAACCCCCUUCAAGGCAGGAAUUGCAACUGAAGAAUCCCUGGCAGAUGGCCAUCCAACCUCUGUUUUGAAACCUCCAUUGAAGGAGAACCCACCACCCUCCGAGGGAGUUGGUAGAAUAAGGCAGUGACUGUUCCAAUUCACCUUAGAAGAGGGGACAGUUUAGAUACCUGGAAGAUCAGGGUUCCAAAUCAUAUUGAGAAGUCGACAAGUGGAGAGGCUCCCUGUUCCAGACAUUCAUCCGCCCUCUAAUUUAUGGAGGGCAACAGGAUUAGCAGAACUAAUAGCUGUACCUUUGCUAUUUUAAGGUUGCUUUUUCUAUUAAUUUUAUGCUGGAUUGUGUUUGUGCUUUUGACGAAUGCUUUGUGCCGGUUCUGCAUUUUGUGAUGUUCUUUUAUUGAUCGUAUUGUCCUUGUACCAUUACCCUCAAUUUCCUGCUCGUAACAAUGGCCUCCAUUUCCCUGUUUUUUACUUUCAGCUCUGAUUCUUACACUGGUAUCCACGGCUGUGAUUGGCCUGGGUGCACCAGAGAUUACAUGCCUUUUAAUCAAGCGAAACAAUAUAAUGUCAGGAUCAUUGGAAUCUUCACCUUCUCAUGAGGUAAAAAGGAUAUGAACCUGUGUGGUCAGUGAAGACCACCAUCAGUGACCUUGCUCUCCGUCCCACCAACUUCAGAAGGGAGAUAGAUUGCAGUUUGUGGGAUUCUUUCCCCAAAGUGGCUCAGGUGGUACCUGCUUCACUAGUUUUUUUGGUGCCAGCUGAACUUUAAAUGUGUUUUAAAUGUAUGCUGUGUUAGCAACAUGCAAGAUUCUUCUAAUUUAGGAUUGAGGAAUCUGGCCCUUCAGAUUUCAUUAUUUUAUUUCAUAUAAUAAAACUUCAUCAUGAUUUACAAAAAUAAAAGAAAACUAUUGUAAUUACCAAAGGCACAUCAAAGCAGGUAUUUUAAAUAUUCAAAGCUACGUAAGACCAGCAAUAACCUAAAAACAGAAUAAAACACAUGGACGCGGGUGGCGCUGUGGGUUAAACCAUUAAGCCUAGGACUUUCUGAUCAGAAGGUUGGUGGUUCGAAUCCCCGCAAUGGGGUGAGCUCCUGUUGUUCGGUCCCAGCUCCUGCCAACCUAGCAGUUUGAAAGCACAAAGUGCAAGUAGAUAAAUAGGUACUGCUCCAGCGGGAAGGUAAAUGGCGUUUCCGUGUGCUGCUCUGGUUCGCCAGAAGUGGCUUAGUCAUGCUGGCCACAUGACCCAGAAGCUGUCUGCAGACAAACACUGACUCCCUUGGCCAAUAAAGCGAGAUGAGCGCCGCAACCCCAGAGUCGGUCAUGACUGGACCUAAUGGUUAGGGGUCCCUUUACCUUUAAUGUCUACACAGCUGGAGACUCCCAACUCCCAUCAGCCCCAGUCAACAUGGCCCAAUGGUCCAGGAUAUUGGGAGCUGCCGUCCAGCAAUAUCUGGAGGGCCACAGGUUCCCCAUCCCAGUUUUAACUGAAAAUGCCAGGACAGAACCUGCAACCUGCAUGCAAAGUGUGUACUCUGUCAUUGGCUCUUACCCACUUAGGUGGGUAGCUCUUAAUAUCUAAUGAUAUUAGAAAAGAAUGUUCACCUGUGUUUGUUCUUUACACUUAGGCAGGUGAAACUCAGGGAGACAGUCUGUGUAGGAACUAGGAAUGAAAUGUCAAAUAAAUAAAUAAAUAAUUAAAUAAGCAAGCCAAGAGAUCCUUGGCAUCUAUGAGCCCAUCAGUAUCUGAAGAACCAGCUCUAUGGAAUCAGCUUCUUAAUGAACUUUAUCUAAGGCCUAGCAAUUUGCUCUUUUCCUAAUGUAUGUUUCUAAUAGGGCUUUCCCUGGAGUGUGACUCUUCUAUUUUUGAAAUAUUAUAGUUAAAUGCUUUUAAGAUCAGUUUCUAGACUGCUAUGUACCGAUAUACAUUAUAUACUCUGUGUGUGUGUGUGUGUGUGUGUGUGUGUGAGAGAGAGAGAGAGAGAGAGAGAGAGAGAGAGAGAGAGAAUGCUUCAGAAACAUUUGUUUGAAAGUGGUGAAUAAAUCCUUAAAUAAAAUAAAUAAUGCAGAGAUCUUAAAAAAGACCAGUGUGGUAAAAUACGUGUUUCCAUCUCAUGCAAUACAGACCCAAGAAGACCGCAAGUGUUCCCUGUAUUCUCAAAGCAUCAAGAAUAUCUAUGAAGCAGCAACAGAUUUCGAAGUUGGUGUGCUUGAAAAUGUUGAAAUUAAAGCAAUAGUAAAUAUUUCAGAGAACAUCACCUGUCUUUGGUUUUUUAAAGAGAACCAGACUGAUUGUAAUUCCUCUCUGGAUUUGGAGAACAGGUAAGCAAAGAGAUACAUUGGGUGACGAUUAUGAUAAAAUUUCCUAUUAUUUGCUCUGGUUCAGAAAAGUGCUGAGCAUCUGGGGAAAGAUUAUACGAGCAGCCGGAGCUUUACUUGUAGUUUUUGCCUUAACUGUUUUCACUACUGAAGAGGCAAUUCGCAGUGACUUGCCUCUUCAGCAGAAGGAAUGGCUAGGUCAAAAGCCACAAGUACACAGAGUGCACAGUUUUCUCAUAUACUUAUAUGUCCCUACUUUGACACACACAUUUAAUCUUUAAACCUACCAUUUAAAUUCACCUCAAUUAAAUACAAAGAGCUAAGCUUUACUCGGGGCAUACCCAUUGAACUGAAUGGGUGUAGCUUAGCCACUUUCAAACAUUUCAAUUCUGAGUAAAAUUUAUUUGAAUGCUACCCACUCACUUUAGAUUCCACUGAAAGAGGUUCACUUCUGUCAUUCUGGACAGAGGUUCUUUCUUAGGAAAGAGCGGUUUAGCACUCUUCACUUAUUUGCUAGAAGUCAGAAACAACAGGUGGGGUGGGCACCUGCAACCACACAUUCAGAGUGAAGCUGCCACAUCAGCCUGUCCAGUUUACAAUAUUCAACAAUAGUUACUGAAUCUAGACAUACGGUCUCUCUUGUGAUGAGACAACAGCCAUCACAUAUUUGAGUUGCAGGGGAAUUUAAAAGGAUCCCGGUGCAAGAAGUACUUUGAUAAACCUCCGAAGAAGCCUUGAACCUGGGACCUUCUGCAUGCAAAGCAGACUUUCUACCAUUGAGCCAUGGCUCUUUUCCAAUUUGGCUAAGGCCUUUCUCCACAGAAUUAUUAGUAUGAUGGUAUAGUCUGGUCCUGGGACGCUGGUGGCGCUGUGGGUUAAACCACAGAGCCUAGGACUUGCCGAUCAGAAGGUCGGUGGUUCGAAUCCCUGCAACGGGGUGAGCCCCUUUUGCUCGGUCCCUGCUCCUGCAAGCCUAGCAGUCCGAAAGCACAUCAAAGUGCAAGUAGAUAAAUAGGUACCACUCCGGCAGGAAGGCAAACGGCGUUUCCGUGCACUGCUCUGGUUCGUCAGAAGCGGCUUAGUCAUUCUGGCCACAUGACCCGGAAAAACUGUCUGAGGACAAACGCCGUCUCCCUCGGCCUAUAGAGUGAGAUGAGCGCACAACCCCAGAGUCGGUCACGACUGGACUUAAUGGUCAGGGGUACCUUUACCUUUACCUUAUAGUCUGGUCCCAACCACAGGUUUUGCUUGCCUGCCUGCUUGCUUGGUGUUGUUUUUGUUGUCAAUUUGUUCUGCUUCCUUUUAUUUUCACAUGAAGUUGUUUUUGUUUUUUUUUAAUGGAUGCUUUCCCCCUAUUGCAUAGGCAUGUUGUUUCGAAGAAGUUUCCAAAAAUUAGAGAAAGCCAGGCUGGAAACCACACGCUGUCCAUUAAAACCAAAACUGAUAAUUACAGGGUGACAUUUACAAUUCAUAUAAAAAGUAAGUAUGACAUGGAGACAAAGGAAUGGCUUGAUCACAACUUGAUGAAGGAUGAUAGGGCAGGAACGGGUCCAUGUAUGAUGUAUGCCUAACUUUGAAACAGCAAAACAUGUUGGAUUCUUCCCCCUGCAGGGAUUUUCCCAUUCCUUAUUUGAAUAUUUUCCCCUCCCUCUUUCAGUUCUGGUAUUGUGUGCUAUUUUUCCCACGUCACUCAUUUCAUUUCAAGCAAGGGUACGUCAUCCCUCUCAGGAAAAAGCUCUGAGCUGCUCAGAGUCAAUUACAUUUUUCAAUGGUGGCUGCGUUUUUAUUUAUUCCCCCUUAAGUAUCAACCUGAUGUGUUGUGACUCUUCUAAGCUUCCUGCUUUGAGCAGAUGGGAAGUUUAAGAGUAUUGAUCAACAUUUGCUCUUCAUAUUUAAAAAGAAAUGCAGGGAAGACAAUUCCCUGUUUUUCUGAGGGUGGGGUUGAAGUGGGAUUGAAACUAGGUGUAAGGAAUAGUCAAGGCAAUAAACAACUAUUUUACUUUUAAAAGACACCUGAAGGCGGCCCUGUUUAGGAAAGUUUUUAAUGUCUGAUGCUGUAUUGUUUUUGAUAUUUGGUUGGAAGCCACCUAGAGUGGCUGGGGAGACCCAGUCAGAUGGGCGGGGUAUAAAUAAAUAAUAAUAAUAAUAAUAAUAAUAAUAAUAAUUAUAUCUCUCUCUCUUACGUGAAAUUUUUCUUCAGAAUUUCCAACAGCUUUUAAAGGGAAAAUGGUUCAAAAAUAUAGGGGACUGUGAAGCUACUACAAUCCUCUCUAUAAUUCCUUUUAUAAAGAGAUGUUUGUCUCUUUGUUGGGGAAGGGGAGUAGAAAAUGCGAGAGAGGGGUCACAUAUGCAACAUGCAUUUAAAACACUCUUAUACCACUUUAAUAGCCAUGGCUUCCCCCCAAGAAUUCUGGGAAUGGUAGUUUGUUAAGGGUUGCUAGGAAUCAUAGGAGCCAACUCUUGGGGGCCAUGUGUGCUUGGGAACCCACAACAAUAAAAUUGUGUGGGCUGGGCACCCACAAAGUCAAUGAGAAAAGCCAGCAGGUAACAGCAGCACUGCCUCUGAGAGAAAAGCAGUUGAGCUCUACCUUCCACAGCCAGCGAGUGAGGCACCCUUUUCGGUGUGGGGCUCAGAUGCGGAGGCACAGCCUCUCUGCCUCUGAGUCCAAGCCCCCACCUGCAGAAAAGGGUGUCUUGCUGUGGAGAGGAGGAGGAAGAGGAGGAUCUGACUAGAGAGAGACAAAAUAGAGCCCUUUACAUGAACAAAAUGUCUAGCCCUUUUGUGAAAACAGCUAAAUAACUUCAGCAUCUCAGUAUACAGCUGGUGCUGGUUGAUAGAGCUUUGUAAAUAUUGACGAACAAUGCACUUUCCUCUCUCUCUUGUGAAAUGUGUUUGUUUGUUCUGCAUUUGGAUGAAUCUUAAGGCAUCAAGACCAAAUUUUCCAUGAUGGUUCUUGAGAUCACCUUCUAAGUUUGUAUAUAACUAGGUGCCAUUUUGAAACAAGAUGGUGGGCUGAACCGUUCAAAACUACAUUGAUUUCAACCAUUGAUAUAAAAACUGCACUGUGUUUUUUUUUUGGGGGGGGAGCUUCUUAGAGUUCCUGACCAACACUGGGUACAAGGCUGCUAGUGCUCUGAUAAAUGAACAAUUGAUUGAUUGAUUGAUUGAUUGAUUGAUUGAUUGACUAUAAAUAAUAAAAGUAAAAUACUUCCAUGAAUAAAUAAAUGAUAAGGAAUUCUUACAUUGUUUUCAAUAGAAAGCCCAAGAAAGCCACAUUUUAUACUAAAUAAGCAGCGAGAAGUUACUGUAAGCUGCCAAUCAGAAGGAUAUCCUAAACUAAAUUUUGAAUGGUUUUCUUGCAAGACCCCUGAUGAAAGGUAGGUCACCUGUUUUGCUACCAACCUGUCAUGGUUUGUUUUCAACUCUACAUUCAGAUUGGACAUCUUCCAACUGAGAUAAGACUGCAUAUGCACCACAAACAUGCAAGAUUGAUAGACUGUAUAAAAGGGAAAAUACAGUAAUCUGAUUCUCCUUUUGUUCUGUAGAAUUUCAUGUCCAGCCACUGAAGUUGCAAGCUUCUUGCCCCCUCCCCCCCCCACAAAACCCCAUUCUGAAAUCAAAUAUGUAUAUGUAGUGAGAGGAACCAAUGUUUUAGCAAGUGCCUUGCUACUUCUAAAAUGUGAGCAGCAUACAGAUCGAAGAAAAAUUCAGAAUCCUGUUUUGAACCACCCUUCUCUUAGAAUCUCAUUCUGCACCAAAAUGCCAAAGACCUGCCCCAGAUUUCGCAGGAGGCUUUUGCAGUUUGGGCUAGCAGGAGCACAUAUUUGGAGUCCCCUUGAGUCAUUCUUGAGUUGUAAUGACAGCAGUGUUAUUGGCUUUGAACACGUGGCCUUUUGUCAUUCUGUUUUAUAGCUGCAGAAGUUCUAAGGCUGCCCAAAGUGAAGACAUGGAUGGAAUACAACAGGCCCAGCUGAAAUUACGAGACAAUGAAUUGCUCUUUCGACAACAUGUGUGGUGUUGUGCAGUUAAUGAGUUUGGAAAAGUCUGCACUGAACUCUAUACAAUAGGUAAAGAUACAAAUGUAUUUAUGGGUUUGGACUCUUUAGCCCCUUUAUUCAUGCUAACAGUACCACUUCUUUAAUAAGACCCAGUGUGGUCUUCCAUACACUUGCAUAGCAGAGGGAAUGUUUCAUUAGGCAGGUUGGUGGAGGGUUUGCCAUCAAUAUUUCCUUAUGAACAGAAGGGAUGGGAAACCUGCUGUUGAACUCCGACUCCCCUCAACCCCAUUCGGUGCGGUCAGGGAUCAAGAAUGGUGGGAUGCUGCAGACCAGCAACAUCUAGAAAGCCACAGGUUUGCCAUCCCUGCUGCACAGGGUUUCUCUUUGUGUUAUCUGUCGGUGGAAGAAAAAUGCCUGCAGAAAUAUAAUCAAGUACAAGUUUGGGCAGUCUAAGGAUCAUUGUGGUUCAACUGUGAUCCUUUCUUUUUUAAUCGAUUUGAUCUCUCACCUCCUGUAAGAUCCUCAGUUCUUGGUUUCGCAAAGCAUAGCCAACGCACCACCCAAAUCAGCUUUUAUACUUCCAUUCCAGUCACAGAUUUUGAUGGGCAUAAAAUGUGAUGCUGCCAAUUGAUAGGGUGAAAUUUCAGCCUUACUGGUGCAAAGCGUUGCCUGGCAUUGUUUCUCUUCAAUUGGGGAAGGGCAAGAAGAGAAGAUUCUUUGCAUGGGGAAGGUCCCUGGUUCAGUCCCUGGCAUCCAGUCCAUAUUUCUAUGUGAACUGUGAAAAUAAUGUCAUGUUUUUUGUUGAAUGGUUUGUGUUUAUGUGCCCUGCCAAUAAAACAUGUGAAAGAUCUCUUUUAUUUAAAGUGUUCAAGCAAAAGAAUUUACAGUGGUACCUCGGGUUACAGAUGUUUCAGGUUACAGAUGCUUCAGGUUACAGACUCCGCUAACCCAGAAAUAGUACCUCGGGUUAAGAACUUUGCUUCAGGAUGAGAACAGAAAUCGUGUGGCGGUGGUGCGGCAGCAGCGGGAGGCCCCAUUAGCUAAAGUGGUACCUCAGGUUAAGAACAGUUUCAGGUUAAGAAUGGACCUCCAGAACAAAUUAAGUUCUUAACCUGAGGUACCACUGUAUUUAUUUAAAUGUUUUGGCACACUUCUUCAUGACACUAUGAGUUGGAGGGGAAAGGAGCCCUGAUAUUUGCAACAAUUUAAAAUGGUUCCUCCUCCUCCAAGUCACUUAUCGUCUGAGUAUUGGCACUAAGCACUCUAGAAUUGGUUUCCUUCCUUCCUUCCUUCCUUCCUUCCUUCCUUCCUUCCUUCCUUCCUUCCUGGAAUCUUAUAAUGUAUUAUUUACAUUGAUGACUGAUAAUAAUAAUAAAAAAACAUCAUCAACCAGCCCUCCUUACUCUCAUGAAGACCUUCUUCUGCCCCUCCCUGGGGACUGCAGAUUUUAUUUCCAUAGAAUCAUAGACUUGUAGAGUUGGAAGGGACCCUGAGGGUCAUGAAGUCCAACCCGCUGCCAUGCUGGGCUGCAAUGCCCAAUGUGGGGCUUUAACUCACAACCCUGAGAUUAAGAGCCUCAUGCUCUACCGACUAGGCAUGUACACCAGACCAAGGCAAAGCACUAGAACAUAUUCAACUUUCCACUGCCUUUGCCUUCAGCAAAAGCAGCCUGAGGCUUUGCCUUCAGCUUGGGUCCAAGUGUGUGUGUGUAAGUGUGCACUUAGGAUGACUUUGGGAUUUGGAAACUAGUUGAUGGAGGUGUGUGUCUAACACUUGCUGUGUUUAGUUCUGAGGUUGCAUUUGUGUUCAUUCAAAAUUCUAUUAGUGUUUUACUAGGGCCAGAUAAUUUUGUUCAGGUGUGUUUUCCAUUGAUUUUGGCAUUCUAAGCUGACUCUGUUCUAAUUAUCUGCUCUGUUGCUGCUUCACAUUAGCAUUUAAUUGUUGGUAGUUUUAUUGCAUUUUGAAUGAUGCUAGCUACCCUAAGCACUACUUUGGUAAGUAGAAAGGGAUAGUAGUUGUUGUUGUUUAGUUGUUUAGUCGUGUCCGACUCUUCGUGACCCCAUGGACCAGAGCAAGCAAGGCACUCCUGUCUUCCACUGCCUCCCGCAGUUUGGUCAAACUCAUGUUUGUAUCUUCGAGAACAGUGUCCAACCAUCUUGUCCUCUGUCGUCCCCUUCUCCUUGUGCCCUCAAUCUUUCCCAACAUCAGGGUCUUUUCCAGGGAGUCUUCUCUUCUCAUGAGGUGGCCAAAGUCUCAACUUCACGAUCUGUCCUUCCAGUGAGCACUCAGGGCUGAUUUCCUUAAGAAUGGAUACGUUUGAUCUUCUUGCAGUCCAUGGGACUCUCAAGAAUCUACUCCAGCACCAUAAUUCAAAAGCAUCAAUUCUUUGGUGACCAGCCUUCUUUAUGGUCCAGCUUUCGCUUCCAUACAUCACUACUGGGAAAACCAUAGCUUUAACUAUAGUAGUAGUAGUAGUAGUAACUAUUAUUAUUAUUUGCUGGUAUUGUUAUUUUAUUGGAAUUAUUUUUAUAUUUCAGAUCUGAGUGUACCAGGAAGCCCUAUGCAGGAAUUCUUUCUUAAAACUGGAGAACCAUUGCUUUUAAGAUGUCGUGGUAUAUCUGGUGAUUAUAACUUUGGAAUGAAGUGGUAUUCUGAAAGAAAGCAAUUGAUUCAGGUACUAAGAGGAACCCAUUUUCCUGUCAGCACUUACUGUAUCCUUAUAUUAAAAAUAUUAACUUUAAAAUCCCCUGUGUAUGUCUUGUACCUGUGUAGCUGUUCAGAAAGCGGUGAGAAAUCUCAUUGCUUUCCAAGUGUCUCAAAGGUUCAGGACCACAGUCAGGGAGAGUUCCCACACUUCUAAUACUUCCCAGUGCCUCUUGCCAAAAUACCAGAAUACAGUACCUGCUUGCUAAUGACAUUUUGAAGACUCUUGCCUAACUCUGGUUCUGAAAUAAGCACCAUAUUAAUGUCGUGAUAUAUUUUUUAAAAUACUGAGUUGGAGCCAGACUUUUGAUUCAACUGAAAAGCUUAUGAGACCUACAUUAGUUGUGACUCGCUAAAUUCCUAUUGAUUUCAGUAGUUCUGAAGCUUUGCACAGCUCCGCACCACAAAUGAAUGUCACCAUCUCUUAAAUACUCACUUUUAUUUUUUAAAAAAAUAGGGCAUGUCACUCGAAGGAAGGAAGAAUUUGAACUCCAAGAGGGUUAAGACGCAAUAUGCAUUUGUUUUCCCAAUGGAAACACAGAGUCACAGACAUUUUAACUGCUCGUCCAAAGAACUUGCUGCAAACAAGAGUGCUUUGGUUACAGUUUUAGGUAAGUCAUCUGUCAUAUAAAAUGUUUGCACAGGGACAUAGAAAGCUGCUACCUGUUGAACCAUGUCUACAUCCCAUUGAAUUUAAUGGGGCUUACUCCAGGGUGAGGUUACUAUUGCAGCCUUAGAUGGUUUAUAAAAUAAAUGCACAGAUACACACAUAGCGGCUUCCACACCCUUUGUGCCUGUUUCACGUGUGCCUGUUUCACUGCAUUUCCUGUGAUGGAAUUUACAACAUGAGAAUGAUGUAUAGUCCAGGAUAUUUUGUUUUUAUUUUAUGUGUUAAUGGCAUUUAUAUGUCACCCAAUAAGAGUGUUUUCUGGCUAGUGUGCAAAUAAUACAAUAUUAAAAUUUUUAAAAAUCUCAUAUAAAAAUCCCAGCAUUAAAAAAUCAGCACAAGAAUUUCAGCCGCAGAGAGUUAAGUAGCAUCAAUGAAUAAUAUUUGCUGGUGCAGAUUGGCUGAGAAUCUUUUAGUGCCUUAGCAGUACUUGUCUGAUUUCAAGCCCUCUAAGAAGGAACUGUGUUGCUCUGACAGAGCAAGUGUGCUUGGCACUGAAUUAAUAUUCUGUUGAGGAAUGAAGCACCUAUCCUGCGACCUAUCAAGUGUUUGUUGCUUCUCAGUUUAGGGUGAAAAUUAUUGUGCAUCAAGGCUAAGGAUGCAGGGGGAGGGGCAGAAUUCGAUACAGUUCACAUUUAAAGGUGAAUAUACCCGAUUCUCACUUUCUGAAACAAAAUGAGAACCAAAACGCAGUCACCCUUCAAAAAUCACACUUCUCCAAAUCUUGCAAUCCAGUUCUCUAGCCAAGUAAUAUGUACAAAAAUGCAAACACUGGGGCAAAGUGUGCCUAGAAACGCAUGUAAUCUGGACAAUGACGGACCAAAAUGCAUUAUCCGGGGGGGGGGGAUAUGCUUUGCGAAAAUGCAUGCAAAUGUGCAUGUUACGAGAAAUUCAUUAAAUAAAUUACAAACUGAUAAGGAAAUGUGAAGAACUGAAACUGACAGAAAGGAAAAUUGAUAGAUUCCUCCCCUCCCCUCCCCUCCCCCCUAAAAGGUGAAUUUUGACAUUUAAAGCAAUGUCAAGGGUCAGGCUGCAUGAAGGACCAUCUCCUCUUAUGUGAAUCUGCCCAUCUGAUGAGAUUGCCUUUUGCUCCCCUCUUACCUGUGCCAUUUCAUUUUGAAGCAAGAUUGGUGGCAAAACGUGAGAGGGCUUUUGCUGACCGCAUCCAUGCCAUACACUUAACGCACAUGGCUUGCCCCCAAAGAACCCUGGGAAGUGUAUGUUACCCCAACAGUGCUACAAUUCCCAGCACCCACAACAAACUAUGGUUCCCAAGAUUCUAUGGUGGUGGUAAGGUGCUUUAAAUGUAUGGUGUAGAUGUGACUUCUCUGGUGGGGACAUGAAUAUGCCCCAAUAAUUCAGGUUAUCUUCCUCUUCAUUCCUUUUCUGUUGGUAAUUGAAAACCAUCCUUUUAAAACAAGCUUCUGAUUCUAUUCCUGCCACAUGCAUUGAUAACUACUGUCAGUCUUUGGGUUUUGGCUUUUUUCUGGAGUUUUUUGCUUUGUUGAUUUUGAGGAUCGGAUUAUUGUUGCUUUUAGCUUCCUUUUUUUAUUUGUAAGCUGCUUUGAGCAACUCCUUUGUGGAAGGGAAUUGCAGGGUAAUAAAUUAUUUCUGAAAACGUUUUCAUUUUAAAUAAAAAUAUCACAACAUCAUUUUGAUAUAUCUUUCAACAGAUAAGGGUUUUAUCAAUUUCACCAACGCAAAGGAAGAUUUUGAAGCUGAUGUGGCGGAAAAGUUGUGCCUUGAAGUCACACUAAUAGCAUAUCCAUCAAUUAGAUGUAUAUGGAUGUCUUCCCAAAUGUCAUUUCCUUGUAUACAGACUUACACAGAUGUUUACAGGUAAUUAACUUUCUUUGAAUGUGCUUCUGUUGUGUGUAAUGACUUUCAGCCACUGUUUUCUGCACCCUUCUGAGUCAACAGGUUUAGAACCGUUCUGCGUAUUUGUUUCCCGUGUUUUGUAUCUGUAUUGCCACAAUCUCUGGUUGCCCCAAUUAGAUAAAAAGGUGAUUGAAAAAGACCCUUAAUGGUUCUUGUUUUAGACAAAAAUGCACUUCAAUCUACCCCAUGCUCUGCUUACCAUCUCAUGUUGCACAUUGUAUUUCUUCGUUUCUUCAGAGUCAAUGCAGCAGAAAACUCAGGACAUAUAUAAACCACCAUCAAUGGUGUCUGCAGGAGGCCUUUAGUCUUGCAGUGAUCAAUUGGCUAUAUAAGGAAUGAGAGGAUCUUUUCAUUAUUCUAGUUUCAAGCUGUAUAUAUUUUGCUUUAGUACCCCCAUCCCACCCACCCAAAAAUCAAUUGACCCGUUUUGUGUACUUGCAAGAGCACACAUCCUUUGAGGCAACCACGAGGAGACAUUAUUAUUAUUAUUAUUAUUAUUAUUAUUAAUAUGAUGAUGAUGUAUACCACCCUUCUUCCAAAGAUCAUAGGCCAGUUCACAACAUAAAAAUACAAAAUGAGAACACAAAAUAUAUAAUAAAACAAAAACAAAUCAUUAACCCCCCCUCCCACAAACACAUUUAAAAGACCGUUGAAUGUUAACCAGCCGAAGGUCUCGUUAUAGAGAAACGCUUUUGCCUGGCACCUAAAGAUUUGUAACAAAGGCUGUGCCUGCUCUGUACUGGAUCCAAAGCUGUGACUAAUGUGUGUAAAUCCAUGGCAGAGCAUCUUCUUUGGAUGCAGAAAGGUCCUGGUCCAAUCUCCAGCAUCUCCAGGUAGGGCUACCUGUUGGGCCCUGUCUGAAACCCUGGAGAGCUGCUGAAAGUCAGUGCAGACAGUGCUGAGCUUGGUGGACCAAUGGUCUGAUUCAGUAUAGGGUAGCUUCCUAAAUACUAUUCAAAGAACAAUACGGAUAUUCACUGUGAUGGUUGCUCUGUCUCCCAUCUUCAACUAUAAAUCCAUAGGCACAGCACAGACCACCUGAGUGAAGCUCACAAACUACUGCUGGUUCACGGACCACAGUUUGAGAGCCCAUGGUCUACAAUGACUGGCCAAAUCCCUAUGGGGUUUCAGGAAGGGGGGCUUCUCCUAGCCCUCCCUGGAGAUGCCAAGGAUUGAAUCUAUGCAAAGCAAAUUUCCUGAGCCCUCCGAGCACAGAUCUUCUGGGAUGGGGGAGAGAAGCCAUUUCCCUACUCAGUUGCCCACUGCGGUUCUUCCCAAUGGAUAAAAGAGGACCUAUAUCUUUUCCCUCCUAGGGAGAAAAGAGGCUAGGAAGGGAGGGGAGAUGCCAAGCAGAUCUCCCUCUCUAGUUCUCUGCUCUGCCUGAAGCCAAAUGGAAAGUAAAUUUCCGCACAGCACUCUCUUUUUGGGCUUUUGAUUUCAAGCCACACCACAAUGACUCCCAUCCACCUACAACUUCCUCUAAGCUUUUCCAGAAAAUGUUCUUAGUGCCCUUUGGUUUUUCUGUUCCCUCUUUGUAAAAUAGAAGGUAUCUCUCCGCUCACUUUCACUUCCCCAGAAUUAAACCAAAAACGUAUCAAUGUCUAUUGCAAGCCUUCCCUUAUUUUCAAGCAGGCUGGCUGAAACUCCUGCACUGAAUCGGUCUCAUGAAACUGAAAUUCACGUAUAAAUGCUACUUGAUUCCCUACAUUUUAUUACCCUUUUAUGUAUACAGUGGUACCUCAGGUUAAGUACGUAAUUCGUUCCGGAGGUCCGUUCUUAACCUGAAACUGUUCUUAACCUGAAGCACCACUUUAGCUAAUGGGGCCUCCUGCUGCCGCCGCGUCGCUGGAGCCCAAUUUCUGUUCUUAUCCUGAAGCAAAAUUCUUAACCUGAAGCACUAUUUCUGGGUUAGCGGAGUCUGUAACCUGAAGCGUAUGUAACCUGAAGCGUAUGUAACCCGAGGUACCACUGUACUAGCCAUUUGUUACAUCAGAGCCCAAUUAUAUGUCACAUCAGCCUUCCGCAACCUCCAAAUGUUGGACGACAACUGCCAUCAUCCUAUACUGGCUGGGGAUGAGGAGUUUUGUAGUCUGAAACAUCUGCAGGGCACAGGGGAGGGUAAAGUUGCCUUCCGUCAGUCACACUUUUCUAUUUUUAAAAAGGAGCUUGCUUCGAUCGGCCACUUUUAUUUUGAACUGCAAGGGACGAGGGUGGGUGGGAGAGUUUUGAGACUAGUGGGUGAGUGGGUGAGAGGGGAGAGGAAUUUGGAAGUUGCCAAAUUGGUGUCUUAUGUAAGAUGAAAAUCAUGAGUCACUGAGAUCCGUUUCCCAAAGACUCCCUGCUUGAAACCUUGCAGAACUGCUGCCAGUUUGUGUAGACAGUACUGAGCUAAUUGGAGCAGUGAUCUGACUUGGUAUAAGACAGCUUCCUAUGUUCCUAAAUCACUGGCAACAUUUGUUAAGCACAAUUUUUGAAAUAUUUAUACAAUUAACUAACAUGUUAAGGUAUCUGUAUUUGGGUUCUGUCUGUUCUGCAUUGAAACUGAGUAGUAGUAUAUGUCUUCUUUCUCUUCCUCUGUAAAGUACAAAAUGGCUAUUUAUAAAAUAUGACGCAGGGUGAGAUUCUGUAGCAGUGCCCAAAGUUGCCGGACAAGAAAACAUAAACACUGCCACAUUGGUCCUUGAGCAUCACUCACCACCAGCAACAGAAGGACUUUUCUCCCUGUUUGUUGUUGUUUUCCAGGAUGUCUGUAACAUACUUAGAUUUAUUUCUGGUCCAUUACAGAAAUGAAUGAUGCUGUUGCAGGAUACACUGAGUAGCUGAAGGAGGGGUUUCCCUGUCACUGAGCGCAUAGAUGUUAUUUGUGCAGAAUGUUUUUAAAAUGUUGCCUUUCUAAAGGAUGCUUUGCAGUCUUAUUUUUGCCCAUCUGUCCAAGGCAGCCCUUCCACAGCCAGAUUUCUUUUCCAAAGUUGAGAGGAGCAGAUUCCUCUGGUACUGCUGUGUGCUUAAACACUAUUUUUGAAGUAGCAGGUAUACAAUUAUGUAUACAGCCAUUCUUCCCUGGGAAUUGUGGCUGUGAUAGGGAGGUGAUCUCUGGCAGGUGCCUUCCAAAGCCAGCUUUCCCUUGCUUCAAUGCAGGAAGGUUGCAGAACCAGUUUUUCAGAGCUCGCUCCAUGGCAGAGAAAGGCAUCUGGUAAGGGCACUUUCAAAGGGCUUUCAUUAUGUGACAUUGCCACUGCAGUUGAUGAGGAACACAGAGCUCCCUAUAUGUUGUUGGAACCCUGACCAUUGGACCACCCUCUAAGAACAAGAGGCUGGACCAGGUGGGCCUUGGGCCUGAUCCUACAGGGCUCUUUGCAGUGGCAGACCUACAUUUAUGGGGUCCUGAAGCUUGGACGGUCAUGGGGCUCCCUUCACAACCAGCAACAAGGUCAGGGUAACCACUGUUAUCUUCCUCCAUGGCAGAUCACCACAUCCUAACAUCUGUGCUACUGACUCUCAAACUUUGGGGUUGUUAAAAUAUAGACAACAAAAAAUUAAUCAAUUUGAGUCGGGCAACGCAAAUUGGGUCUACUAGACCCAACAUUUUUAAGCAAUGUAGACCAAAGUCACCUCUGGGGCCUCUCUGGGGCUUCAUUAGUUUCAUCUUUGACCUGUCCCUGCUUCUUUGUAUGUUCUUAUGCUGGCCGGGGCUGGUGAGAGCUAGACUCCACCAAGAUAUUGAGGCUCACAGGGUCCCAUGCCCUAUCUUUGCCCCAGAAGUACUGUGUGGUUGUUCUUACUGGACUAGAAAACCCCUAACCUUAGUAGAAUGGGCACUGAUUCCAAAGGAAUUUCUUCUGUUAGCUGAGGCAGUAGCUGGUGGCAUGGUGGAGUGGAGUCACCUACUGUACCUGACCUUCUGGCAGAUGAGUUGUUGCUGCUUAAAGAGAGGAGAAAGGGACGUGGGUGGCGCUGUGGGUUAAACCACAGAGCCUAGGACUUGCCGAUCAGAAGGUUGGUGGUUCGAAUCCCCGCGAUGGGGUGAGCUCCCGUUGCUCGGUCCCUGCUCCUGCCAACCUAGCAGUUCGAAAGCACGUCAAGUGCAAGUAGAUAAAUAGGUACCGCUCCGGCGGGAAGGUAAAUGGCGUUUCCGUGCGCUGCUCUGGUUCACCAGAAGCUGCUUGGUCAUGCUGGCCACAUGACCCGGAAGCUGUGCGCCGGCUCCCUCGGCCAAUAAAGCGAGAUGAGCGCCGCAACCCCAGAGUUGGCCACAACUGGACCUAAUGGUCAGGGGUCCCUUUACCUUUACCUUACAGGGAGGAGAGGGGGAAAGGACAAUGUUGUGGGGAGCGCAGCACAGUGCAAAUGUACCACAGAGCCAAUCUAGUGCUCCUACUCGUGCAUAUUCACUGUGCCCCCUGCAUAUUCAGCAGUGACUCACCUGCUUGGAGGUUAGGUAAAUGUCCCUGCCCUACCAUGCUGUCUGCUACUGAGUUGAUGAACCUCUUUCCAGAACUAAUGUUUUCAAGGUGAGGGCACCAUUCCUAUUCAUGGAAGAGGGCACCGAUGUAGCUUGGCCACGAUGCUAUACUGGGUUCUCAUUCUUUGAUAGCUGCCUGGUUUGGUUUAAAAACAACAACCACCUUUUAAAUCGCAAAUGCAUAUGGAUACAUGCUUGGGUGACUCUUCCUUCCUUCCUUCCUUCCUUCCUUUGUGAAACAGCAUCUCUUCAAAAUUCUGUGACCAUAAGGACAAACCAGGGGAAUAUGUGUUCUACGCAGAAAAUGACGAUUUGUCUGUGAGCAGGACAUUAAAACUCUACGUGAAAAGUGAGUUCAAAAGAGAGAGGGAGGGAGAGAACAGAUUUGAAAUGCUUGCCUCCAUGCUGCUGUUGCUUGUUUGUUCUUCUUCUUGUGAGGGUUGGGAGACAAAUGCAAUUCAGUUUGCAUUUAAAGCUAAACCCACCUUAUUCUCACUUCCUGAAAGCAAAAACACAGCCAUCCUCUGAAAUUUGCACUUUCUCUGAAUUUUGCAAUGCCAUUCUCCAACCACGUAGUGUGUACAAAAAUGCAUUAUGCAGGUUAAAGUGUGAAAAAUAACAACAACAAAAAGUGCAUUGCGUUAUGGGAAAUUGCUCUGCAAAAAUGUGAAUACUUAACCAACUACAGUUCCCAAUAUUUUCAGAAGCCUUGUGCUUUAAAUGUACAUUGUGUAUGCAGCCCAAGAGAGGCCUGGCUCAAGGAGAGAGAUACCCUCACCCGCAGCCUUACAUCGCAUACCCUCCAACACUUUGAAGCCAAAAUCUGGGACACAAAAUCUUCCCAUUUUUUUUAUCAUGAGAGCAUGGUGGCCAUUUUGGAGUUCAUCUCCACUUUCAGGCUGAGAGCUAGCGUUUGUCUGCAGACAGCUUUCGUGGGUCAUGUGGUCAGCAUGACUAAACCGCUUCUGGUGCACAGAACAUGGUGACGAGUGCCAGAGCACAUGGAAACACUGUUUACCUUCCUGCUGCAGCGGUACCUAUUUAUCUACUUGUGCUGGUAUGCUUUUGAACUGCUAGGUUGGCAGAAGCUAGGACAGAGCAAUGGGAGCUCACCCCGUUGUGGGGAUUCAAACUGCCAACCUUACGAUCGGCAAGCCCAAGAAGCUUGCUGGUUUAGACCACAGCGCCACCCGUGUCCUGCAGGUCAUGUAUUUAUGGGGAGGCUCAAAGUAUAGGGAGUCUUGUUCUGAUGAAGUUCAGGAAUUCUUGUUCUAAAGUGCUCUGUGCUGUUUUGCUGUAUCUUUUGCAGGGAAACCUGUUUUAAAAAUGUACAAGACAUCAACUCAGAUUUCUUGCGCCGCUGAGAGCAGGCCUGCAGCAUCUUGGGUCUGGAGACAGUGUCGGGACGAGAAAACAAAGUAAAUAAAGAUGUUGAUGGCCUUUUCCAUGGAUGUUAGCAGCUGCAUUUUUAAAAGCAGCUGAGAUGCUGUGGUGUGGUUUAAGAUUCUGCAAGAAGUUCUGUUUGCGGCACCAGCAAAGAUCCCUCUCAUCCAAGCUCCCCAUUUACCUGUACUAUACCUGACAUCAUAUAUGGUUUUCCACCCUUGUUCCAGCCCAUAGUAUGUUUAUCUAAACACAUCUGUUAAAUACAAAUUAUCUGUGAGCUAAAAAAGCUAAGUGAUCAGCUUCUCCAUUCCUACACAGCUACUGAAAGAAUAUUAAGAUAUAUGCAGCACACACUUCUGAUGAUGCCCUUGACUUUUUAGAUGUUUGGGUAAAAAAUGAAAAACGUAAAUGGCUCUCUUCUCCCCACAGUUGCACAGAAAUCGCAGGUGGAAUAUCAAACAACACGUAUGACGGAAAUACUUUUGGUUUCCAGAUUGUAAACAGCACUUUAGAUCUAUCGGAAGUAGAAGACAGAUUUUACGUAGAGUGCUGUGCCAACAAUUCAGUGGGCUUUGACUGUGGAACAAGCUUAAUUGAAAAAGGUAUUGUACGGAGGUGCCUGUAAAGAUAGAUUUGGCAGUCUGUGUAAGGAGGAAUAGCCAAUGUGGUACCCUCCAGAUGUUUUCGAAUUGCAGCUCCCAUUAGCUUCAGCCAGAAUGGUGAAUGGAUGAUGGGAACUGCAGCCCAAUAACAUCUGUGACAUGUUGUGGAAAAGGGGAGAGGUUUGCACUUUCUCAGGCAAUUGGCAAGAAUUGCUUAUAUGCAACAGCUGGAUUUUAGAGUCCCAAAGAGAUCUGCCCCCAUGGAACUUUGAACAAACUAUGCAUUUUUACUAACCUGACUUUGAACUUCAGUUGAGUUUUCAAGACCCAAGUCCUUUGCCUCUGAUUCCAUGAUGUGCUGGAACCAUGGGAACAUAACCUUUGGGUUGCUGAGUUGUAUCUUGUCUCCCCACCAUCUUCUUAUUGUGCUAUGCCUUCAUGGUAAACCCUAAGACAAGUCACAGUUUGCAUUUUACAAGUGGGAAACUGAGGCUAGAAGAUAGUGGUUAGACCAAGACUUCUCAGUGAUACCAUGGAAGCGGUGGGUGGGACUCACUUAAAUCUGGAUCUCUUAAAUUUAAAUAUAAAUGAUUGUUCAGCUGGGAACACACUGACCUCUAAAGAAUAAUACUGUGCUCACCAAAAAAAAGGAAGCAUGACAGGUUUUAAUCUGUCUCAUUUAUGGGUAUUGUGUGGUGGUUUGUUUUAAUGUUGCUAUUGGCUUGUUUCUAUGAAUGACUCCAACAUCCUUCUGUUUGCUCUAUGGGAGCCACAUUAUAAUACAAAGCGUGGGUUCCAUGCUAAAUUCCAUGGUAUGUAAAAAUAUAUUAAAUGUUUGUACUUCAGAGAUGAGUCCUGUGGCACCCUGAAGACCAACAUCUCUAUUGCGGCAUGAGCUUUUGUAGAUAAGACCAUGUUUCAUCACAUGUGCAAAGUCAUUUUAUCUUUAAUGAUACAAUGAAGUGCUUAACAAUCCACCUCUCUUCAAAUUGCAGGAGAACAUCCCCUGUCCGAUAAUGUUGCAUUAUAUGCAACUGCUGGAUUCUGCUUUUCGGUCAUUGCUGUGUUGUGUGUCUUAAUUUGCCAAAACUACAAAAAGGUAACAGCUGAACCCAAUGUCUGUCUUUUUCACUUUGCUCUGUUACCUUGAAUGUCCUUUUCACUAUUCCUCUUUUCCCAUUCCCUGUAGCAAUCGAGGUACAAAAGCCAGCUGCAGAUGAUACAGAUGGUUGGAUCUUCCUCUAACGAAUACAUCUAUGUGGAUUUCAGCGAGGUUGAGUAUGAGCUCAAGUGGGAGUUUCCCAGAGAAAAUCUGGAAUUUGGUGAGUUUGGUGGCACUCAUCGUAAGAUUAGCAAACACAUCACCAAAGUGCAAGAUGAGGAGGACAUGUUCAUUUCCCUUUUUCUUGUAGGGCAAGAACUUGGUUCCGGUGCUUUUGGGAAAGUGGUGAAUGCCACGGCAUAUGGAAUUAGUGAAACGGGAGUGUCUGUCCAGGUCGCAGUCAAGAUGCUAAAAGGUAGUCUAUCCAUGUAUAUUGUAAUGCAGGGAUGAGGAAUCUGUGGCCCUCCAAAUGUCCUUGGACUCCUUUAUAACUGACUAUUGGCUGUGUUUGCUGGAGAGGAUGGGAGCUGGAGUCACAGAAUCGUAGAAUUUUAGUGUUGAAAGGGACUCCAAGGGUCAUUUGCCCAACCCCCUGCAAUGCAGGAAUCUCAACUAAAGCAUCCAGGACAGAUGGCCAUCCAACCUCUGCUUAAAAACCUCCAAGGAAGGAGAGUCCACAACCUCUCCUCUGUCUAACAAUUCUCACUGUCAGAAAGUUUUUCCGUAUGUUUAGUUGAAAUCUCCUUUCUUGUAACUUGAAGCCAUAGGUUCAAGUCCUACCCUCCAGAGCAGGAGAAAACAAGCCUGCUCCCUCCUCCAUGUGACAGCCCUUGAGAUAUUUGAAGAUGGCUAUCAUAUCUCCUCUCAGUCUCCUCUUUUCUAGGUUAAACAUACCCAUCAACUGUGUGUGUGUGUGUGUGUGUGUGUGUGUGUGUGUGUGUAAAUUCUCCCUCUCUCCAUUUUAUCCUCACGACAACCCAGUAAGGUAGACUAAGGGUUUGUGACAGGCCCAAGGUCACCCAAUGAGUUUGCUGGCUGAGUGGGGAUUUGAACUCUGCUCUCCCAGGUCCUAGCCUAGCAGUCUAACCACUACACCACACUGGCUCUCAUGUGGAGGUCCACACGUUUCACACUCCUGCUGUAAAGGCUGUAACCUGUUCUUGAUUUGGGGGGGGGGGAGCCUAUCUUCAGUUCGGUGUCUGGGGUGCUUGUCUGGAAGCACGAUCAAGGCAGAGCAGGCCAAUGCAACCGCCAUUCACAGUGAAGAGGCAAGGCAAGGUGACAAGGGUCAUUAGGUUGCUUGGUCUGACAUCAGCUUCAUCUACUCUGUAGAGACAAAUUGCUCAGGCUGAAGAAACAGAAUCUAGGGAUUUAGAAAGGUCAAGUGAAACUCCUGUUGGUGCCCUGCCUUGCAUCGCCUGGCAACUGCUGAGUCAGCAAGCCGCAGGAUCUACUUCUGACCCAGCUGCAUUGGCGACACCCAAGCGGAGCAGAUCCCUGGCAAACAGCUCCCUCUUCUGACAACUUGCUGUGGUGGCACAGAGAGAAAAGCACUUGAGUCGGACUCUGAAAGAUGCCCAAUCCUGUUUCCUUGUAGUGAGCCCUUGCAUGAGUGCUUAACUGUGCUUAAUGUGCUGGUCCCAGGGGUAACCCAAGAAACGCGGUCCAGGUCCAGUCCAGAAUCCAAAGAUUCCACUAGGAGUCAUUCCGACAGGGCCAAGGCAGGACAUGAGGCAGAAAACCAGGCAAGGACAGGUACAGGAUCUCAGAUAGGAUCUGGCAAUCAGCAAUGUUGCUCCCACAACCUGGGGCGGGGUCCAACAGCCUUUUAUCUUUGUUGGGGUAACAGCUGGUCCUGAUCCCCCGGCGACUCACCUCCCUGUUUCGCCCAGAGGUGAGCACUCCUCCUGCGAGUACUCAGGUCUCUCCUUCUCUCAGACCUCAGUCUCUGCAGCUCGGGAGACAUCGGUGGGUUACUAGACCCAGGGGCCGCCUCAGCCUCCCCUGACCAAACUGGUAGUGGAGCAGCUGUAAGUGAUGGCCCAGCUGGAGGCAAUCCCCGCAUCUGGAGCCAGGGCAGACUCAGGCCCCUGACUUGGCCCAGCUGGUGUUUGUUGCAGGGGAACCUGUGCAGACUGGGACUCUUCAGGAUCAGCCCCCAGACUUUGUUCAGAUGAUGCCUGAGGCAAAGGGUCUGGUGCAGACUGAGACUCCUCUGGUUCUGAGUCCGAGUCCCAGGCCAUCACACUUAAGAACAUAGGAAGAGCCAGACUGGAUCCAGCCAAAGGCCCAUCUAGUCCAUCAUCUUGUUCUCAUAGUGUCAACCAGAUGUAUCUGAGAAGACCAAAAGCAAGACCGAAGCACAACAACGCUCUCCCCUUUUAUGAUUCCCCGCAACUGGCAUUCUAGAGGCACGAUGCCUCUGACAGUGGAGGUAGAUACAAAGCUAGCCAUUAGCAUUUCAAAACAUCUGCAGACUCUGAUUUUUCUCCUACGAGUUUGUGCACACUCGUGUUGUUUGAGGGAGAUCUAUUGCAAUCCAAAGUUUCUGGUGGCAUGUCUUCCCUCUCUUUGCUGUAGGACUAUUAUGUGUGAUGCAGAUGUGUCACAGUUGUGAGUAGGUGGUCAUGUAUCGGAGAACAGUCCUUUAUUUGAAAGAGUCCUUUGUCUGAAGAGCUGCCUAAUCCAAAGCUUAAAUUGCUUGUAGUUUUCAGAACAUGAUGGUGAUUCUGAGGAUGACGUCAGCACCGAAGCAAAGAAACCAUUAAAAUGUGAAUUAUGUUUGGGCUUUGAUUUGCGGAACAUCAAGCAAAAGUCCCUGGAUAUCUGACUUCAUCUCCCACAGAAGCCAGGGGUGUUUUUUUCAGACCUAUGCUGGCCAUUACAGCUGCAUACACAACAUGCAUUUCAAUCACAGUUAAAGUACACACAGCUAACGUACGUUUCCUGGGAAACGUUCCUUAUAGUUAUUCCUAUGAACAGCAAGUAAGUCCCAUUCCAUGGAGGUUGAUCCAUUAAGGUGAAUGGGGCAUUGCCUCACCAAGGACAAUCUGCCCUUAGCCAGCCCCCACCUCCUCCUUACUUCCAACCAAUCCAGGGGAUGUUACUAGCUGGCUGUCAACUCCUCAUUAGCCUCAGUGUUGCCUUUGUAGAACUCAUCAGGGAGGAGGUUCAGGUUGCCUCUGCCUAUCAUUGGCUCUGACUUCACCAUCAUUUCCUGUUGGCUGCUCUGGUCUUCUGCUCCACCAACCCCAGUGGGCACCAGCCUCCCCUGGCCCCAUUGACUUCACUUUCAAGUAACCACUCAUACGGCUGAGCUCUUGGAGGAAGUGUAAUCCCAUUCUGCUUUCCAUGCAUUGGAUUGAUCUCCAUCUAUUACCAUACCAAAUUACUGCCUCUGCUGCUACAGCUAAAGUCAACCUUUACAGUGGUUACCAAUACAGUGGUCUUAAGUUUAGGAUUUAGCAUUGUACACUGAGAAUCUAAAGCCGUUUCCCUCAUCCUAGUGCUUUCCAGGCAUUGCUGGACUACAGCUCCCAUCAAGUCAGCAUGGUCAGUGGUGAUGGGUGAUGAGAGUUGUAGUCCAAAUCUCUGAAGGUUGGAGGAGGCUGAUCCUAAAUCCUUUAAUUGCAUGGACUUAAUCGCCCUUCCCAGUAUAGGCAAACAUAACUACACUUCUGUUGCUGUUGCAUUUACAGACAAAUACAGCUCUUCCGAAAAAGAUGCUCUAAUGACUGAACUCAAGAUGAUGACUCGCAUUGGCAGUCAUGAAAACAUUGUGAAUCUGCUUGGAGCUUGUACCAUAUCAGGUAAGGAGCUGAACAAGCCAGUAGGCAAAGCCAUCUACUUAUGCUGGACCCUCCAAUGUGACCUCUUUUUGCCUGGGUUGAGUACCCAAAUGUAGAAUUAGCAUUGGCCUGUUGUGCCUGUAGCUCCUGUCCAAUGGAAUGAAAAUUCACAUUUAGGGGAUCUGCUGAGUCUUUGAUGGAACUCGGGAGACCAUAGAUCAGUGGCAGAGCACCUGCUUUGCUUGCAGAAGGUUUCAGGUUCUGUUUCUGGCAUCUCCAGUUAAAAGGAUCAGGCAACAGGUGUUGGGAUAAACUUCCCUCUGUCUGAGACCCUGGAGAGCCACUGCCAGUCAGAGUAGACACUACUGGGCUAGAUAGCUAUACAGACCUUUAGUCUGAUCUAGUAGACAGCAGUUUCCUAUGUCCCAAAUGGCCUUUCUGCUGUAACUACCAAGAGUCUGGGCAGCCACUCUGGGCAGCUUCCAACAAAAUGCAGAAAAAACAGCAGCAGCAGCAGCAACAACAACAACAACAACAAACAUCAAACAUUAAUAGCUUCCCUAAGAGGGUGGCCUUCAGAAGUCUAUGAAAAAUUAUAUAGUUGUUUAGCUCUUUGACAUCUAAUGGGAGCAAAAUCCACAGGGUGGACGCCACUACCGAGAAGGCGCUCUGUCUGGUUCCCAGUAACUUCACUUCUUGCAAUGAGGGAACUGCCAGAAGGCCCUUGGAGCUGGACCUCAGUGUCCGGGCUGAACAAUGGGGGUGGAGACGCUCCUUCGGGUAUACUAGGCCAAGGUUGUUUAGGGCUUGAAAGCUCAACACCAACACUUUGAAUUGUGCUCGGAAAUGUACUGGGAGCCAAUGUAGAUUUUUUUAAGGACUGGUGUUAUGUGGCCCCAGGGCUGCUCCCAGUUGCUUCCUUUUUCACUGUUUGCUAUCUGGUAUCUGAGUAACAGAUUUUUAUUUUUUAAAAAACUUUCCAGGACCAGUUUACUUGAUUUUUGAAUACUGUUGCUAUGGAGACCUUUUGAACUACUUGCGGAGCAAACGAGACAGAUUCCACAAGACCUUGACUGAUGUCUUCCGACAGCACAAUUUCAGCUUUUACCACAAUUUCCCACAGUACGCAAACUCAAGGUAAGGAGCACUGAGCCAGUUGUGGCUUGGGCAAAGCGAUGUGUUAGAGGCCCUUGUGUGCCAAGCAAAGGGGGAGGGAAUAGUGCCGCCCGCUCUCUUUGGCGGGGCUGUGGCACGCAAGGAAGCUGCCAAGGCAGCUCUCUCAUGCCCGACCACUACAGCUCCAUUCCUGGGUCAAGCCCGAACUGGGGAUGCAGUGGGCUUUCUCCACACAACGCUUCCCUUGGGGGCGUUCCCCACAUGCCCAUCCCGGGUGGUUGUAGCAUACACCUCUGUGGUGGUGAUGGGGUCUUUCCCAUAGCAUUAGCCACCUGAGACAGCUGCCUCACUCUACCUAAUGGUAGCACAGGCCCAGCAGGCAGAUUCAUGCAGAUAGUAGUCCAGUGGAAGAAUCUGAUCAUUUCCCUCAACGACAGGUUACCUAGACUGAGGGAAAGUAUCAAUUCUGGAGGCUUUAUAUUAACCACCACCAGCUGAUUGGUUCUCUAGUGUCACCUGACUCAUUGGGCCAGUGGUUCUGCCUUCUGAUCAGCAGUCCUGGCAGUGCAAGGAGGCUGUAGCUGAUCUGCAUUGUUCCUCGUUCGCAUCUCCUGACAACAACUCACAGGGCCAAGUUGCUAGGGUGACUUAAUAAUAAUAAUAAUAAUAUAAAUUUUUAUUUAUACCCCACCCUCCCCGGCCAGAGCCGGGCUCAGGGUGGCUAACACCAGUAAAAUUAUAAUAAAAACAUAAUGGGGGGGGGAGAGAAAAAAAACAAUUUAAAAUACGGGUUAAAAUACAAUUUAAAAUGCAGCCUCAUUUUAAUAGUAGCCCAUAGAUCAAAACCAUAAGGGGAGGGAAACAUAAGGGUCAGACUGAGUGCAAACCAAAGGCCAGGUGGAACAGCUCUGUCUUGAAGGCCCUGCGGAAAGAUGUCAAGUCCCACAGGGCCCUAGUCUCUUGUGACAGAGUGUUCCACCAAGUUGGAGCCAGUACUAAAAAGGCCCUGGCCCUAGUUGAGACCAAUCUAACCACCUUGCGACUUAGGACCUCCAAAGUGUUGUCAUUUGUGGACCUUAAGGUCCUCCGUGGGGCAUACCAGGAGAGGCGGUCCUGUAGGUACGUGGGUCCUAGGUCGCAUAGGGCUUUAAAGGUCAAAACCAGCACCUUAAACCUGACCCUGUACUCCACUGGGAGCCAGUGCAGUUGGUAAAGCACUGGAUGAAUGUGAUCCCACGGCAAGGACCCCGUAAGGAGCCUCGCUGCGACAUUCUGCACCCGCUGGAGUUUCUGGGUCAGCUUCAAGGGCAGCCCCACGUAGAGCGAGUUACAAUAAUCAAGCCUGGAGAUGACUGUCGCAUGGAUCACUGUGGCCACAUCUGGGCAAGAAAGGUAAGAGACCAACUGCUUAAUACGGUGGAGAUGGAAAAAUGCCACCUUUGCUGUGGCUGCAACCUUUGCCUCCAUGGAAAGGGAGGCGUCAAAGGUUACACCCAAGCUCUUGACAGAAGGCACUGGCACUAAUUGAGCCCCUGCAAGAGAUGGAAGUUGGUCCCCCAACCCCAUGUCAUCCCGACCCCGCCAGAGGACCUCUGUCUUCAAAGGAUUUAACUUCAACUGGCUCCCACGCAGCCAUCCAGCCACAGCUUCCAAGCAUCUGGUCAGUGUGUCUGGAGCUGAGUCAGGGCGGCCGUCCAUCAACAGAUAAAGCUGGGCGUCAUCAGCAUAUUGAUGACAACCCAGCCCAAAGCUCCCGACAAUCUGGGCAAGGGGACGCAUAAAGAUAUUAAAAAGCAUCGGGGAAAGGAUCGCACCCUGCGGGACUCCACACACCAAGGAGUGCCAUGGUGACAACUCCCUCCCUAGCGCCACCCUCUAUCCCCGACCUGAGAUAAAGGAGCGGACUAUGCCCUGAAUCCCCACGUCAGCAAGGCGGUGGUCCAAAAGUUUGUGAUCAACCAUGUCGAAGGCUGCUGACAGAUCUAAAAGAAUCAGCAGUCCCGACCCGCCUCAAUCCAUCUGUCUACGGAAAUCAUCUGUUAGGGCGACCAAAGCUGUCUCGGUCCCGUAACCAGGGCGAAAACCGGACUGAAAUGAAUCCAGAGCCGAUGUUUCAUCCAGAAACCCACCAAGCUGUUUGACAACCGCUCUCUCAAUUACCUUACCCAGGUAAGGUCCCUAUAUGAUAUAGUUUGAGAACCACAUCUGCAUGGAAAAGCCACAAGAGAUUGGCUGCUUUCAUUUCUGCUGUGUAUUGAACCUGAUCAAGUCAAAACUGUCACAAAUCCUCUUUCAAAGACUCUGCUGUUUAAAUUGAAUGCAUGCUAUCGUGAUGAAUUCUGCAAGUGAAAAAUUCUAAGCACAACACAAUCCAAAUGUUUAUUUUUUUAAAAAAAAUUAAUGUAUUUACGCAAAUUUUAAUUUCUAUUUAUUUGGGUUCAUUCUAUUUAUUUGGGUUCAUUCCUAUGGAUGUCAUUUUUACUAUAGCAACCCCUUUUUCUUAAAAAAAAAAAAAAUCUUUUUCAGAAAUGAAUAUAUACUAAGAAAUGGAUCAUAUAUUCCAAAGGAUGACUUUGGAAACACAUCUGCAAAAAAAGACUUAGAUUUGGCCUCUAAAUUGUGCAGAAUUGCCCUGCUUGCUGAGGAAGGUAAGAAAUCAAAGUCUCCUUUUGGGUUGUAAUUGUGGGUUUUUUAAAAAAAUGGUCUGAAGUAAUGUAGUCAUUUGGCAAACAAUACUAGUGACAGAAACUCAAGCCUUAGCGAAAUAAAGCUCUUGCCAUUGUUUUUCACUUGUAGAAGGAAUGAAAUAUGUGAACAGGGGAAUAGAUGAUGAAGAGGACCUCAAUGUGCUGACUUUUGAAGACCUUCUCUCCUUCGCAUAUCAAGUUGCCAAAGGAAUGGAGUUUCUGGAAUCAAAAUCAGUAAGCAUGAUGUGUGAAAAUUUGUUCAGAUGAUAAAGAGAACAAAAAUGCAUACAGUGGUCCAAAUCCUAUGACCUCCUCUCCUCUCCAGCUGGAUGUUCCAGCUCAGAACUACAAAAAAAUAAAAUACUUAAUUAGAAAUGGACUUUUAUGAGAGAAAUACGUUUUUCUGGUGUGUGUGUAAAUACUAGGACCAGCCCCAACAUUAGGCAGAAUGAGAUGAUUGCCUCAGGUGGCAGAUGCUGUGAAGCAGAGAACGCUGGCGAGAUGUCGAAGGACAGUUUCAUGUUGUUGAUAAAACCUGCCUUAUGUCCUCUAAGGAAGACUGCUGCCCUCAGGAGGUUACUGUCCCAUCGCCACUCUAAUCAGCUUCUUCACAUGGAAUAAGGGUGCUUUCUUGCCCUUUGCUUCAGGCAUCAGAAUGUUUUAGGUCAGUCCUGGUUGUUGCCAUAGUUGCUUAUGAUGCAUCUCUCUGGAACGCAAAUGGCUAGAGGGGAAUUGAGAGCAACCUCUUCUCUCUGCUGCGGCGGCUCUUCUCUGCCAAAGGAACGCUGCUGCCAGUUCAGCAGAGCUGGCUCAGAAACUAGCAUGUUUUACCAAAUACACAAGAACACAGUGUGACUAACAUUUGGUCUAGGUAGCAGAAUGCCCUAGUAAGCUCCCCAAGAGGGACUGAGAAGGCCAAAGCCAGUGCUCUUCGAAAGAAAGAAGGUUUUCUAAAUGAGGGAAAAGAAAAGGCAAAAUGUAAACUGAAUUUCUGAAGGCUUGUCUCGGAAGGAGACAGGAGGACAGGAGGUCUAGACGGGGAGAUGAGAUGCCAGGGAACCAAGAACAGCUGUGUGAUGAUGCUCCAGUGCUUGUGGGGAAAGGGGGAGGGAGUGUUGGAAGUUGGAACGUUGAUGGAAUGAGAGAGAAGGAAGAUGGAGGUGUUUACCUGUCCUGCUGUUGUCUGCCUAAAACAUGUCAAAGAAUGGGGGGAGCAAAAAUCCUCAAGGGCAAAGUAAUUCCAAAAAGAAGGGAAGAAGAGGAAGCAUUUCCUGGCCAUCACAGAGGUUUUGCUGGAGAAGCACUGUGGGAUUAUGGGGUGCAAAAACGGGUGCCUUUAGGUGGGAUUUCCAAGAUUUAAUCAGACUUUAAAUCGCUUGGAAUGUGUCUAACUCAGUGUUGUCUACACCAAUUGGCAGUAGCUCUCCAAGGUUUCAGACAAGAGUAGCUAGAGAUGCUGUGUAAUGGGCCCCGCCUGCUAGCCUGCUCCCUAAAAUAUCACUGGUUUUAGAUACCUGUUAGGUCCAUAAAUUACCAUAUAUCAUAUAUUCAACACAAAAAACAGUGACAAUUUGUUGUUGACAAAGGACAGCUGGACAUAUAAAGGGCCCCAUUACCUUUAGUAGCUUAGGGCCUCAUCAAACCUAAAUCCAGCCCUGGCUGUGGUUUGGGACCUUUUGUAUGCAGAGUAUGUGCUCUGCUACUGAGCUGUGUGGCCCUUCCUGUAGCUCAGUAGCUGUAGCCUCCAAGAGGGGAGCAACAAAUAAUUAUUCUGCUGGAGUUUAUCUAUUUGGCAGUCAUUAAAGACUAUCUUUGAUUCUGCAGUAACGAUGCAAUGCUAUAUGGGAACCAUUUGAACUCUGUUCUGAAUUUUGGUGCCCAGUGUUUAUAUAUCAUUGGGAUGGGAAAUGAAUUUCUGCCUUUAACAUGGGAUCAGGUCAAAAUACUCUUCCUUUUGCGUAUGUAAGUCUUAUGCCAAACAAGGGGGAUAGUGCCCUUCAGGAGGAGCCAGGAGGAGCAGCAGAUGUGCUUGCCCAGACAGCGCCACUCUCAGAAGAGCAUGUCAGAGAUAAAUGGUGCAUCGCUCAUCUUUUUGGAGGGUCAGCCAGCAAUCUUCCUUUGAAAAUACUUGUGCACUUCCAUCAAGUGAAAUGUGACUAUUGGUAUUACAGUAUUUCGUACAAUUUCCCUCCAGCACAUAAAACUUUCAGUGAACUGAUCGGCGUUAUCUUUCGGUUCCUUCUUUCUAAGAUUUAUUGCUCAUAGGCUCACCCACUUUUGGUUGUUGUUUUAAAAAAGAGGAUGUGUGCCCUUCAAGUGCUGGAGAGGGGAAGCACCGCAUAGACCAUGAACAGGGAAACAGGGGCCUCCAGAUGAGAACAUUGGAGCAGAGAAAGCUCCUUUACACCAGGCCAGACCGUUGGUCUAUCUAAUUCAGUGUGGUCUACACCGGGGACAGGGCCCUCCAGGGUUCAGAUUCUACCUCCCAUCAUCCUAGGCCAUAGGCAGGGCUAGACAAACCAUUAAGCAAAAUAAGCACAUGUUUACAAACCCUCCAAGUGUCCCUAUUUUGGCAUAUGAUUUGAGCUGCGAAAGGUGUUGGCUUGGAAACAAUCAGGGUCUUAAAUGUUGUUCUUUGGCCGUUGUGAAACAGCGCGUGAAGCAAACUCACACCAUUCUCCCUUGACAGUGUGUUCACAGGGAUCUCGCUGCCAGGAAUAUUCUAGUCACUCAUGGGAAAGUGGCAAAAAUCUGCGACUUUGGACUUGCGAGGGACAUAGAGAAUGAUUCAAACUAUGUUGUCCGGGGGAACGUAAGUAGAUGCUUUUGGCAGACUCUUUUCAUUGCUUUAUGCUAAUAAUAAUAACGCAGUAGUACUAAGCAUAAGAAUAUAAAAAUAGCCCUGUCAGAUCAGGUCAAAAGCCCAUCUAGUCCAGCAUCUUGUUCUUACAAUAGCCAACCAGAUAUCCAGCAGGAAUCUCCCCACUUGUGCAACUGGUAUUCAGAAACACACCAGUUCUUAUACUGGAGAGUAGUGCACAACCAUCAUGGCUAGUAACCUUCACUAGCCUCAUUCUCCAUGAAUUUGUCUUUAUCCUCCUUCAAAGCCAUUUAACUUGGCGACUCUAAUGACCUCCCGUGGCAAUGAAUUUAACAUAGCUUAACUGUGUGCUGUGUGUACAUGCAGGAAUUGGCAAGUGGAUAAGCUGAUGGUUAAGAACUUUAAAUUAAAAAUAAUCCCUCCAAAAAUAUUGCAAUAUAAGGUUAAAUGUAAGGAAUGGAAUGUGAAUUAGAAAACAAUGCAGCAACAAGAGGAAACUAUGGACACAUGGAAAGCAGAGUGUGGGAAGCCAAUUUUUUUGAAAAAUUGUAUUAAAUUUGCUCUAGUUUGUGGCUGAUUCGUUAAAAUUUGGAAAAUCAAUAAAAACAAUUUUGCAAAAAAACAAAACCCAACCACGCUAUAUGCUGUGUGAAGAAAUACAUUACUUCCUUUUCUUUUUCUGGAUACCUUCCAACAUUCAACUUCCUUAGAUGACCCCAGAUUCUGGUAUUAUGAGAGGGAGGAAAAACACCUCUUUAUUCACCCCCCCCCACAACUUCAGGGGGUUGGAUGAACUCCUUUGCACAUACAGAUUGUGAUCUAGAAUGGCAAUCUGUGCACCAAAGCCUCUUUGUAGGCACAGAUUCCCUUGCUGGGUUUGCUAGAACACACAUAUCUGCUUUCUUCCUAACUUCCUUAUGAAAGGGACCCCUGCCGGAUUAGACUAACUGCCUAUAAAUCCCAUUUCCUGCAGAUGCCUCCAGUAAGCCUGUAACCAGGACAUGAAGGCAAUAGCCUUCUUCUCCUGUCCUUGUCCAACAGCAGCUUAUAUUCAGUAGCGUGAUGUCUAUGAACCUGGAGGCUGCAUAAAGCCAUCUGUCUGAGGGCACCUUCACACAGAAAGUGCUUCCUUGCAGUAAAUACUAAAUCCUUAGCGUAGCUUGUCACACACACCCACACCCAAAGAUAUUUCACUGUGUGUUCACACAGUGGGAAGACAUGCUUGAGAAACUUUUCAUAUAGGGAAUAUAUUUUCAUAUAGGGAAUCGAUCGAGUCUGAAGCAUCCCUGGUUAUCUGUUUUUUAGGUGUUUCAAACAAGAGCAGCUUCAGCAACAUCAUGUGAAAAUCCUAGUUCCUACUCUAGUUCCACUAUGCUUUGCAUGUGCUCCCUCAAAGGCCACAACCACCAUGUUCCAAAGCAGAUAUUCCUCUAAAAAUGAAGUCCGUGCAUACUAAUUGCUAGACUUUGCGCAGUAUUUCUUCUUCUUUUUCCUCUGAUGUGUGGAAGUUUCAGUACAGAAAUGAUUCCUCCCCCCCUUUCCUCUUCCUACAGGCUUGUUUACCUGUUAAGUGGAUGUCUCCUGAAAGCUUGUUUCAAGGGAUUUAUACUAUUAAGAGUGAUGUCUGGUCUUACGGAAUCUUACUGUGGGAAAUAUUCUCUCUUGGUAUGUUCUGGAUUAAGUUGCCUACUUCAGCAUUAAGGAGGGCCCAGAAACAAGGGGUGGCAGAAAAAAUGGGUUCAGUUUGCAUUCAAUGUGGACUUGCCUCAUUGGCACUUUCCAAAGCAAUUCUCUGAAAUUUUCUAGCCAGGUAAUGUUUUCAGAAAUGCAGGGGUUCACAGACAGUGGUAAUAAUAAUAAUAAUAAUAAUAAUAAUAAUAAUAUUUAUUUAUUUAUUUAUACCCUGCCCAUCUGGCUGGGUUUCCCCAGCCACUCUGGGCGGCUUCCAACAAAAUAUUAAAAUACAAUGGUCUGUUAAACAUUAAAAGCUUUCCUAAACAGGGCUGGCUUCAGAUGUCUUCUAAAAGUCUGGUAGUUGUUUUUCUCUUUGACAUCUGGUGGGAGGGCACUCCACAGGGCGGGUGCCACUACUGAGAAGGCCCUCUGCCUGGUUCCCUGUAACUUGGCUUCUCACAGUGAGGGAACUGCCAGAAGGCCCUCGGUGCUGGACCGCAGUGUCUGGGCAGAACGAAGGGGGUGGAGAUGCUCCUUCAGGUCCACAAUCUUCAUUCAAGCCACCCACAGCACAUUUGUGAAUUUGUGGUUGAAGACUGGAAAUAGAACAUCCACUGUAUUAAUGGUGCAUGUGGAUUUUUAAUUGUAUUUUUAUUGCUUCUCUUAUUUCUUACAUUAUUUCUUACAUUAUUUCUUAUUGUAUUACAAUCUGAAUUGGAAUUCAAUAAAAUACAACAUAUGAAAUAAAAGCAAUAAACCUCCAAUUAAAAAUUGUAUAGCAUCCAGCACCAUGCAUUACAAUUGUUAUAAUAGGCAGAAAAAUCAUUAAGUCUCCCCCCCCCCCCCGCAAAGUCUCAGCAGUGUUCAAGUGGUCUUCGGGGAGUGGGGAGGUUUGGGAAUCACUCUACUAGGGUAAAGUGUGCAGGAAAAUAACUUACAGAAUACAUUAUAUUAGGUGAAGUAUGCUUUCCAAAAAUGUGUGUGUUAGGGGAAAUUGAAUACAAAAAUGUGUACAUUAGGAGAAAUUGGCACUAAUAUGCCGAUUAAUCUUCACGAGUUGUUGUUUUUAAAUAACAAAACUGAUGUGGUAAUAUGGAGAAAUGAACUCAAUGAUGUGGGUGCAUUAGGCUACAUACUGCACACCAUAAUUUUAAGCACAUGGCUUUCCUCCAAAGAAUACUGGGAACUAUAGUUUGUUGGGGCAUUAGGAAUUAUAGCUCUAGGAGGGGUAAACCGUAGAUCCCAAGAUUUGCGGGGGGAGAGCUGUUUGCUUUAAAUGUACAGUGUAUAUGCAGUCGUGAAUUGUGUGAAGAAGGGUGUGGCAAGCCUGUUUUUCAACAUCCACUUUUUCACUCUUCACUUCUCCCAUCUUUCUGUUUUAGGUGUCAAUCCUUACCCUGGAAUACAAGUGGAUGCAAACUUCUACAAGCUAAUUCAAAGUGGCUUUAAAAUGGACUGUCCGUUUUAUGCUACAGAAGAAAUGUAAGCAUGGGGUAUAAAUACCGAGGGCUGGGGAGGGGCAGGAUUCUGCCCAGGCACAAUUUAGGGAUGCCAUGGUAAAUUUCACCCUUCCUACCUUCCCUGUGCUUCUAAUUUAUUAUUCUUCAGGACUACCAGCCACAUACUGGCUACUGAUAGAAACAGUUAAGUAGGCAUAAAUGCUGGUUAUGCAAGUUAAGGGAACAGAGGAGUCAAAAAACCUGACCUGUGUUGCACAUUCUGGGACACACACACACACACACUUCUCAGUCUGCUUUCCCUGUUUGUACCAUUGGUAUACAUGCGCUGAUAAUGCGGUGUGGACAUCAUUUCACCAUCAUUGCCCCUUGUGAAUUGCCCCUUUUUCCUGGCCCCAGCCGUGGUGCAGAGCUGCUUAGAACUUAAACCAACAUGUCUAGUUUCAGAGUGUUUUGGAUAAUGGAUGUGGGACUGAAGCCACAUGCCGUAUUUUUCGCCCUAUAGGACGCACCGGCCCAUAGGAGGCACCUAGUUUUUUGGGGGGAAAUAAAGGGAAAAAAUUAUUUCCCCCCCCCCCCAGCCACGGCUUCAGCGCGCCCCGCGCUCCGGGCAGCAGGCUGCUAUCCGCAGCCUACGGAGCCCUGCGGGAACUCCCGCAGGGCUCCCUAGGCUUACUGAUAGCUUCCUGAGUCAGAGCGACGCGCACCGCCUCUCGCUCUCCAAGCUUCAGCGAAAGCCUGCAUUCGCCCCAUAGGACGCACACAGAUUUCCCCUUCAUUUUUGGAGGGGAAAAAGUGCGUCCUAUAGGGCGAAAAAUACAGUAAAUGUUUGCAAGAUCUACUUGAGAGCAUUGCUUCAGAUGGGUGCCACGAGAUUCUCAAAUACUGUAUAUGAGACCGCCAAACAAGCUUAUUGAUAACAUGGUGAAGAUGUUAAAGCAGGCACAUUAACUUAAAAGUUUUCAUGCUUUGGGGUGUUGUCUUAACGAAGCGCCUUGAGUCUGAGCUGCAGGUGAAGUUCUUUUGAUCCUAGGAUCUUUUAAAAGCCCAGGCGUGCUUGUAUUUUGGGACACAUUCAUAUCCCAGUUGCCUGACUUUCCCAUAGAAAAUGCUUUGGGAAAUCAUUUCGUAUCCCCCCCUCUGGUUUUGUUGUUGUCUUUGCAGAUAUUUAAUGCUGUGUUCCUGCUGGGCUCUGGACUCCAGAAAAAGACCAUCCUUUUCACAGCUGCUUUCCCUCCUGGCCUGCCAGCUGGCUGAGGCAGAAGGAGCAGUAAGUAAGAUUUGCAAACAAGAACAUUUUUCUUCUCUUUUUUUCCCCUUUUGCUUUUUUUUUAGGGGGUGGUGGUUUAAAACCUAUUAAUAGCACCCAUGGCAAGGGACUGUGAAUGAUGUCCCCAGCUGCUCGCUCUAAUCUUCAGAAAGAACCGUCUGUUGUUUUCCCCCAGGGAGAUCUCCAGAAUGUCAUCAUGAUUCUGGCAUUCUUCUCAGCUGUUGAGAGAGAGUGUGUGUGUGUGUGUGCGCAGCAUUUUUGGCAAAUAUAUUAUUGAGUGUUUUCAGGAGAGCACUGCAGAAAUGUGAGACUCCUGCACAGGUGUGCGAAACCUCACCUCUUCGUCUAGCUUCCAGGCCUGUCUUUGGCCGUGCCUCCACCUCACUCACUCAACUUCUCAAUGUCCUACUUUUGAGUGUUUCUGCCUAUGAUUGUGCCUCUCACUUGUCUGCUUAGAGAGUCUGUGGUGUCUGGUGUCAGAGGUAGUUCUAAGGUGGCGCGACCAGUUCAGCUGCACUGGGUGCCGUGCUGCAGGGAGCACCACAACAAUGCUGUAGAACGGAACGUGAGAGGAGGGGAGGGCAAAUUUUAGUGUCUCACAGGGCACCGCUGAAAUGUGAGAGCCCAGAGUCCUCCACUGCUGCUAUCCGCUGGCACUGGAGGUACAGAAGCAGAGAGACCAGCAGCAGGUGGAGUCUGAGCCAGUGACAGCCCCAUUCACCCACCAACUGCUUGCAAGUGAGGAAGGCCAGUGGGGUUUGGCUGAGGGCCGGCUGAGGUUGUUGCAUAGGCCCUCAUGGAUCUGCUUCCACUGUGGAGGGUCUAGAACAGCCUUUCUCAACCUGUGGGUCCCCAGAUGUUGUUGAACUACAACUCCCAUCACCCCUAGUUAGCAAGGCCAGAGCUCAGGGAUGAUGGGAGUUGUAGUCCAACAACAUCUGUGGACCCACAGGUUGAGAACCGCUGGUCUAGAAACUGCUGGUUUUUCUGUGAUGGGAAUGUAGCCUAUAGAACAGGCUGUUGGGAUGCGUCCAAGGAAAUGGGGGCAAUUGGCAGGCCCCCAGCUGGCUCCAACCCAUAGGCCCGCAGCUGGGCGAUCUCCGGUCCUUGGAUCAGCAUGUAACUGCGACUCAAGCCUCAGAAACCUUCAGAAGCUGAGCACGCAAGCCAGCAGAGUAAACUCUUUGCAACAGAAGGGCAGAUAGAGGCUGUGUAAAGCGUAUUUACAGGCAUUUUAUUCAGCAUCAGGACAAAGGGAAGAACAUGUCUUCUCCCCUUCGUGUCCAAGCAAACAGCAUAAGCAAAAGCUAUACACACAACAGAAGUUCCCAGCAAGCUGUGCUGGAAUGUAAACAGACAUUUGACAUACAACAACUCCACAUAUCUGUUAAGGUGGAACGGAAUAUCGUAACACAGGCACCCCCAAAUUUGGCCCUCCAGCUGUUUUGGGACUACAACUCUCAUCAUCCCUAGCUAACAGGACCAGUGGUCAGGGAUGAUGGGAAUUGUAGUCCCAAAACAUCUGGAGGGCCAAGUUUGGGGAUGCCUGCUAUAGAACAAUGGUAAGAGUCACAUUUGUUGCUCCACCCACUUUUUACCUCUGGCUCCAACCACCACUGCUAUAUGGCCCCCAGAAGGUGGCCUGUGAGGGAAUGUGGCUCUCAGGCUGAAAAGGGUUUGCCAUCCUUGCACCAGCCCUCUUCAGCCAAACACAACUGGAAUCCCACACAGGAAGUUCAUGGGCAGACCAGCAUUCUCUUCAGGCAUGAGACUAACUCCUCUUUGUUGCUUGUACUAUUUUACCUACAUUUCAGUGAACUAAGUGGGAUUUGUAAACCACCGUGCAUACCAGAAAGUAUUGUGGAGUUGUAAUUACUGCUACUAUUUCUGUUACUACUGCUAAUAAUAAUAAUAACGGCAAUUCAUUAUUUGCUACCUCUUAUGUUCCCGUCCUAAAUUAUAGGCAUGUCCAACGGGGAAGAGUGGGAUUUCUGAACAUGUAACGAGCCCAAAGCCACAUAUCCCAGUUCACAUGGGAUAAGAGAAGCUGAACCACUUCAGUUUACCAUUCCUACUCUGGAUGCAGAUGCUGCAAGGGAGAAAUAAGACGGAUGCAUUAUUUUAUAUAAAAAGGCAUAUAAGCUGAAUGUUUUGAAAGAGAGGUUUUUUUGCCUUUGCUAAAGAGUCCAGAUUUGCUGCUCCUGCCCCUGAAUUUCUCAUGCUCAUUUCCAUGAUCCAACUUUUGCUUUUGGAAUGAAAUUUGCCUCCUCUUUCAGGAAUCUGGGUCAAGGCCGGAGCACACUUUUCACAAGCACUGUUUUGAACCAGGGGUUCUCUGGUGUGUCUGCAGCCUCCAGGCGCUGUGGUUAGGAAAUGAAACUCUUUCCUUUCACAAAUGUAACUGAAGUCAAACAUUCCCGUUGUUGUUUGGUUGUGCUUAGAGCAGAUGUAGAGAGUUGAAGUUCUUUGUCAUCAGAGCCUCCAGGAAUGAAUGUAUGUGGCAUUAUCUUAACACUUGCUGUGCUAAUAAUUCAAAAAAGCUUGGAUCGGGACAUUUAGACCCCUGCGCCACAUCAUAAGCAGCAUUGCUGUAGGUAGACUCUCUAAUAUAUGUCAGGGGUGGCCAACCUGGUUGGCACAUUUUGAUUUUUGGGUGAGUGCCAUGGGCUCUCCACCCCCUUUUUUGUGAGCAGGGGCUUCCUCUGUAAGGUCUUCACCUUAUUUCCAUCAUUGGGUAUUUGAAUUUCAUGUGAUCCAGAUGAAAUGAAGGCUUUCUUCAUAGACUUUGUGUGGCUUGGCAAAUUUAAUUCUCAUUGGUGUUGCUUACACCCAGGUUACAUGGUCAGAACAACUAUACCAUCUUAGGAAAUGGGAAAUCCAUGACAGAGGAGCUGCCAUAUCUAAGCCCUGCCAAGAUUGUGCAAACCACGGCGGAAGCUGGGCCGGUGGGUUGACAGUUUCCCCCUGGGUAAUUCUGGUUCUAGUCAGAGGGAAAUUCUCCAAGCCAGCACUGGCAUGGUUUUGUUGCCAUUCUGAGGCCUUGCCAGGGGAACGAGGGGACUCUGGAUCUGGUGGGUCCCAAGCUGCCCAAGCUCUGCCCCCAGUGUGGUGUAGUGGUUAAGAGCGGUAGUCUCGUAAUCUGGUGAACUGGGUUCGCUUCCCUGCUCCUCCACAUGCAGCUGCUGGGUGACCUUGGGCUAGUCACACUUCUCUGAAGUCUCUCAGCCCCACUCACCUCACAGAGUGUUUGUUGUGGGGGAGGAAGGGAAAGGAGAAUGUUAGCCGCUUUGAGACUCCUUUGGGUACUGAUAAAGCAGGAUAUCAAAUCCGAACUCUUCUUCCUCAGCUGUGUCAUCAAUGCACCAGCAGAGGAAAGUGGGCUCCCUCUCUGGCCCUGGACUUUUUACCCAUGGAGAGGGAGAUUAGCUGUAUCCUAUUGCCAGGGCUGGCCCACCCAUGUGGCAAGCUGAGGUCACCGCCUCAGGAGGCAGAAUCCACAGGGACAGCAGGUCCUGCUGUUGAAACUCCCCCCCUUGUUCCUGAUGUACAGCUUCCCUUUCUCCUUCUUCCCUGGUGGGGAAGGAGGCACCAUUUUGGAGCCCACCUCACAUCCCAAAAUGUAUUGGGCCAGCCCUGCCUGUUGCCCCUCUGGGAUAUCCUCUCAGAGACUUAAAACCAUGGGUAGGCAAACUAAGGCCCGGGGGCCGGAUCCGGCCCAAUCGCCUUCUAAAUCCGGCUCACGGGUGGUCCGGGAAUCAGCAUGUUUUUACAUGAGUAGAAUGUGUGCUUUUAUUUAAAAUGCAUCUCGGGGUUAUUUGUGGGGGAUAGGAAUUUGUUCUUCUUCUUUUUUUCAAAAUAUAGUCUGUACCCUGCCAUGGUCUGAGGGACAGUGGCCUGCCCCCCUGCUGAAAAAGUUUGCUGACCCCUGCUUAAAACCUUAAAGCACAGCUAGGAUGAUGGGAGUUGUAGUCCAGCAACAUCUGGAGGGCUGCUGGUUCCCCAUCUCUGACUUUUAAAGCUUUUCAAGAUUUUUCAAUCCUUAUUUUGACUUAGUAAUUUUAUUUGAUGUGUUGUUUUUGUUUUUGAUAUGCUGUAGCUUUGUAGCUAAAACUUCAGUUUUCAGAUAUGUUCCUGCUGCUUUAUGCUAGCACUGCCCUGACUAUUAAUUAUUAUUUCAUUUUUCUAUUUUGUGAGUUGUUGUUUUUUAUUGCACACCUUGUCUGGAAAGGCAGUAUCCAGUUUUUAAUAGAUAAAUGUACUUUAAAAUGUGCUGUUUAAUCAUCAGGUAGCCAUGCGUGCUGCUACUGAAUGAAAUGUCUGCUGAAAUAUUGAUACAGAUACUUGAUAUAUAUUUGAAAUAAAGAUGUAGGUGUUUUUUUGUUUUGGUCUGAGCUUUUGGUCUGAGCUUUUCAGUCAGUUUUGCCAUUUCAGCGACUUCAACAAAGAAUGGGAUUUUUUAAAAUAAUUUAUCUUGGAGACCACUGUAAGCAGAUGAAAAUAUUAGCAAUAACACUUGUAAUGUAGCAAGUACUAUGGAAACAAUGGAGUAAUAUAAAAUAUAGAUUAUGGGAAAAGAUCUAAUAAUAGGAUCAUGGAGGGGAGGUGGGAAGCCCAGAGAUUCGGAGGAAUCUGUAAAUGUGUAUGUGUAUGGUUGUAUUAUUAUUUUAUACUUGGAAAAUCAAAUAAAAAUUAUUUCC